Messenger RNA from Xyrichtys novacula (pearly razorfish), 65331 nucleotides. The record is from the annotation of a GenBank genome assembly. Lineage: Eukaryota; Metazoa; Chordata; Actinopteri; Labriformes; Labridae.
AUGUUUAACGUCGUGCACCAGGGUCGGAAAUACGUCCCAACGCGCUCGUCGGUCUCGGAUGACUCCACGUUAUCCGUGCAGGCUGUUCAUAUCAGCAAGAAACCCGGUACUCUCAGGGAAGGACCGGAGGCUACGUGGCCGCCACCGGGAGCCAAGAUGCGGAUUUCUAAAGCCAAUAAAGGCGGAGUGGUGAGAGCUGUCCGGCGGCAUCCGUCUCCUCAGCCGGCCAGCCUGGAGAGCCUGGAGGCGGCGUGGAGCGAGAGGGGACAGCCGGAGGUGAAACCACCGGUGAGUUCACCGAGCCGAGAGAUGAAGAACGGGGAGGAUGAAGGAGCCAGGAACGGGAUGGAGGGAGGACCACCGAGGAACAGGAAGAAGGGGUUCAGACCCCCCGAUGUGAGAACUAUUUUCUCCCCCGAAGAGAGGGACCCAAGGGUGAAGGAGGAGUCCGGGGAGGGACACACCUUCGAGCCUGGGGGAGAGAACACCUGGUGUGAUGUUUGCUGCAAUUACAUCUUCCAGCAUGGUCUCACCUGUGCAGGUGAGUCUGCAGCUGAUGAUGGUGGGAGAUGAGGAGAGCUCAAACUUUGUCUGGGGUCUGGUUUCCUGAGAUUUUGAUUAGAAAUUUAUAAUAUCCUUUCUUCAAAAGUGACACUUUUUCAUGCAAGAAAUCAACUUUUCACUGUUGGUUAAAGGUAGUGAGGGAACUUUUUAAUUGUGGUAUUAGAAUAGACACGAAAAGGAGGAUGUAAAAGAGUUAAAGAUCAUCAUGAUACAUUUAAAGCUCUUGUAAGAACAUGAGAAAAAUAUCAUAUUCUCUACCAAAUUAGAAUAUAAGACUUUUAACAAUAAACCAAAGAUUUAACUUUUCAUCUAAUAAAUAUUAAAAAUACACGACUGUCAGGUCUACUGGUGCAAUCAGAUGGUCAGAAAUAUGCAACAUUUGGUUGGUGACCUUGUUGUUAGCAAGCUAAACACAUAAAACUUAUCAUACUAUCUUGACAUCGUGGACAGAAUCAUACUUGCUACAUUGAUUUUAUCAAAACAUGCCAAACAUAUGCUUACUUUUAUUGUAUUUUGCUCAAGGAUUUGAUAUUUAUUUUCAAUUUUAUACCACAAUAAGGUGCAUGUGAUUGUGAUUAGCAUUUCACAGACUAAAUGCAUGAAACUAUUAUGUCUACAGGAACAUUUGUGUUGGUAAUUUAUGUAAAUUGCACCUUAAAUGUUCAGCUUUCUAGAAAUAUGACUAAAUUACUUCUUGUCUAAGAUGUAUAUUCGAAGAGUUGGAGGUAAACGAGCGAGAGAUGACAAUUUAUAGAGUUGUUUGCUUGACCAACAUUAAAGACUUUUAAGGAAACCCUUUAACCAUUAUAACAAAUCUCAAAAUGUCACCACCUACAUCAACAGGUAGUAGUCUCUGACAUGCAGCGUAGACCGCAUGUAGGCAGCGCUCUGAAACACAGCUCAGCGGCUGGAAUGCAGUCGGUAUGCAGACAGACCAGUUCAGGUCUAAAUGGAAACAAGUGUCCUAGAGAGCAAACUCUGGACCUCCCUCUGUGUCUACUUCAGCCAGUCCAACAUUACUGUAGUAAUAAACGCAGAAAAAAAGGCUCUUUCUCCUCGUGUUUGGGGCUUUAAAGUGGUUGCCAUGGUGCUUUGUCAGAUUGUUAAUGGAAAUGAGAGUCAGAGGCUUUUAAAAAUUCAAGCAAAUGCUUUUAAGAUAAAUUCCCUCUCCAUUUCUGUCAAGUAGGACGGCUCUUAAUGGGAUUCAAAACAUCAUAGAAAGAGAUAUUUACAGUUGUUAUGCAAAAAUAAUGAAAGGAUUAAAGAAUAGAGAAUAUUUCACUCCUUUAAAAAUACAACAUACUGCCUCUAUUGAUACUACAAAUGCUCUACUACCCGGAUGUAAACAAGCACAGAUGAUAGAGGAUAUAAUGGUGAAGUUUGUCAGUAUUUUGAUCUAGAAAUGUUGAUAAAGUUGUAUGCAGGAGGUGUCAAGUUAAAUUGGCAUAUAAACACAAGACUGGAGCAAUGCAUAACCAGCACACGCAUGUGGGUGUUACCCUGAAGGUUGAUGGUGCGAGCUCUGCUACUGUUUCACACGCUUAGCAAACCGUUACAGCAGCGUUGAGUGUAUGUGAUCAGUCUGGGCACUUAAAUUCGCCACUUUGCCAAAGCUUUGCAGAUAAAGUUUCCUCAUUAAACUGUCACGCAGUUUGUUAGGAGGCUGAAAGAUAACAAUUUGCGUUCUUGUUAAAAAGUACAUGUAAAGAUAAACAGACAACAAGUGUGGCAUGGAUUGCUUAUUUAUUAAACCAACAAACUAGAUCUGAUUUUUGGUCCAAAAUGACCUUUACUGUCUUUACUGACACACAGCAGCAACAAAAUAUAAGAGAAUAAACAAAGAGAACAUUAUCAAAAAUUCAAACACAGCAGAUACUAAACCAUCUUCCGGCUCUGCCUCUGUCCACUUAGCAUUUUAACCUCAUUAUGUUGACAGACAUCAGGCCUGCACAGUGAGCCCUGUGUUUCCCAUCAGCUCAACCAGCAGCAUUAAUGCAGUUUAUGUUUGUGUGGAUAUUGAGUUUCUGCUCAUUUAAAGUACAUUCCCAUCACUGAUCUCCUCUCUGGAAGCUUGUUAAUGGUCCAUUUCUUGGCCUUAACGUCAGCAAAGUACAAAGUGUCCUUGCAAACUUCAGGAGGUACCAUGUCUCAUUAGCAACGCCCUUCAGAUCUCUGCAGGAGACUGUUGUUGGUCACUAGUUCACUUAUUAACACACAUAAACAGUCACUUAUAAAUCAGGGCAGCAGCUUAUUUGUCUUAAAAAUGAUCUAUCGUACUGCAAACACGAGGCUAAACUGAGACUGUCUGAACUGUACACACUAUUUUAAGAUUAAAUACUAAUAUUUAGAUUAAUUUGAAGGUAAACAGGAAGUACUUUGGCCUUGAAUUUUAUGAUUUUGUUUGGACAUUUAACAUAAAACACUCUGAGAAAGCAUGAUAACUGAAGUCUGACUGGUGCUGACUAAAACUAUAAUGCUAUUGCUCAUUGUUUAUAUCAAGUAAAUGAAGGUAAAAUAAAAUUAAAAAGUAUUAAUACAAGAAAAUAAAGGAAAAGAAUCUAUUCAUCCAUCCAUUAUCUGUCCUGGUUAUCUUACCCACAGAUAUUUCAUGGUUUAAACAUGAUGUAAGAUUGGAAAAUACAAAAUUAAAAAACACAGGAGGAGUGAAAGGCAGAAACAAGCUCACUGUUGCACAGGAAAUAAAUUCAGUUUCAGCUUAUUUGAACUCCAUUUGUGUCAUCAUAAACUGAAGGCCACAUUUGAAGACUGAAUCCAUCACAGCAGCAGCGUGUCGAAGGCUGCCCCAUUUUAAGGCUUGUCCAAAUGCAUCCGACAAUCGUGUCCUACUUUUCCCAGGCUGUGAAGGCUGUAUCAGGUGCAUCCUCAGCAAAAACAAAAAUAUGUGCCAAAACAAAUGAGAUGGAGGACUCAGAAACAGCUAGUUUAAACAAUGUAAAGAAAUAUAUAUGUAUAUAUAUUUCACAAAUGUGUUAGAAGUGUAUUCUUUAGAAGUUGGUCCUUCGAAUGCUUGGCCCCUGAAAGACUGUAGCUGUCGCUCCUGGACUGGAACACAUUUGGUUGUUUUCUCACUGAUUUUCUCAGCAGGAUAGUUUUAAAAUUAUGCAGCCUCCUGCUGAAUGCACACAGUUCUACUGCGCAAGACUGGUUUCAGGAAAUGGAGAAAAAACGCAGAAUUACUAAGAGCAUUUUGGUUUCAAAUCUGUAUACUGGUGUAAGGCGGAACCAAGUUGUCCAUAGUAUACAGUCUAUGGUUAAAACACUCUUAAAGUGGAUGUUAAUAUCACAAAUUAACACAGAUAUGUUUCUGGUAUCAGCAGGAAAUUUUGUUGCAGUGGUGGAUAAUAAUAUGACAGUUUGCAGAUAACCUCAGAUAAAUUUUUGAAGUGCUGAAGCGAUAUACAGUACUGAAAUAAGCUAAAAUUAGCCUUUAAUACCUGUGUGCUGUCUCCACAUGGUAAGUUUUAAAAGAAAGUUUCUGGCGGAAUAUUAUUCAUGUUUCCCCAGACUGGAAUAUGUAGAUAGCAUAUAUAGGCUAUCAAAUAUUUUGUAUUCAUAACAGACUUGACACAUUAGCUCAGUCUUUUGGUAGUUUUAGUGAGCAUUGGAGAGAAACUCAAGUUGCAGUGAAUUUACGUAUUCAGGAUUCUCAGAGUGGGUCAGAUUAGACUCGAUAAGGACAGAUCCUGGACUCUUUCUCUCUCUCUCUCUCUCUAUCUCUCUCUCUCUCUCUCUCUCUCUCUCUCUCUCUCUCUCACUCUCACUCACUCUCUCUUCCUUGUGCUCUCUCGUCCUUUCUCUCUCUCAGUGUCAUUACAACAUGAAGUAACACAAACCUGCUGCCGGUAUCAGGAACUUCUUUGUCUGAUCAGGUUCAGUGUUGCACCAGAUACUCUGUGUGAGUUCAUUAAUCCUGGGUUAGAAGAGGGCAGGAGAGUGUCUCUAAAGAACUCUGAUCCAUGUAAGAACCGUUUUCCAACAUUGACUUGAUAGCAAAGAAAAAUGAUCACAUUUAACAACCUAAAUGCUUAUAUUCAUUCAUUUUAAGCGACUCAUGACUUUUCUUCUGCUGACACUCUCAAUGCAAAUUUUAAUUUUAUGUUUCCUGGAAGAGAACUUUAGUCAGUUGUUGUUUUUGAAAUAACCACUGUAUUAUUUCAUGUAAAUAAGAGGGAACAUUUUGACAACCCUGUGUUUUUAAAUCUAAGUUAAGAGCCUCGUCUGAUGACAACACAUUUUUCCGUGCCUGUAUACUUAAGUUGUCCUCCAGUCUUACAACCCUGAGAAUGAGGAAGCAAAGCAACCUCUCCAUUGUCUCUGAAGCCCACCCUCAGAAAUACAGAACUUCUACAAAGUGACUUUAGUUAGUAUGGGUGUGCAGAACUACUCCUUCUCCUCAAAUGAACCACUUCCACCGACACUUUUUUUAAGUUUUGCUGGAAAGUUGGAAAAACUUAUAAAUAUCAUUAUACCACUUAUUUUACCUGUAACCAUGGCUGCAACACUGACAAUGAUCCCUCUGAAUCAUGUGUUGUAGGGCUGGGCGAUAAACCGUAAAUUUACCGAUUUAUGACAAUAACCCACAUCAUUUUGCCCAUAUCAGUAUAUUCAGUGUUAAAAAAACAAAUAAAUAAAAGUUGGUUUUGGAUGUGUGUAGGUAGGCUAUGGUCUCGUGUCCCUUUAAGAUGCUGUCCUACGUCAGAGACGUGACUCCACCCCAUCCAGUCCGUAACAAAGAGGAAAAGACAAGUGAGGAGAUGGAGGACGGUUCAAAAGUUGUAGCGGCUGAAGUAGACGAAGUUAAUGUGGGAGGGGGUGAGAAGCUUGUGGAGAAGUUAUCAUCCAUUUAUCAUUAUCGAGGUGAACUGCUCAAUAUAUCGUGUUAUUGAUUUGAGGCCAUAUCACCCAGCCCUGAUAUGUUGGGUGCACUGUUAAAGGUUCUCCUGGAGCACUCGCCAUGUUUUGGGUGUUUUUCUGCCUCUGCAUCUGUCUGCUUUGGAACGCCCUCUUUUAAAUCCAGUCAUGGCGCUGACCUGCAGUUACUUGCCACUUUAAAGUCGAAAUUUGAAGUCUGCAGUCUACUGCAAAGUUAAUCAAAGUUGAUCAAAAAGCACAAGUUAUCAUGAGUUUUAUGAUUUAUUGAUAUUAGUUUCAAAGUAAGGGUGGGUCAUCUGCCUUCAAAAUAAAAGACUUAAAUGACAUCAGGAAGGAGGCAGAGAGAGUCUAACGUUGUUGUGCAGUUUAUUACAGAGGAUUGAGGCUCAUUUUGAACCACUGUGCAAAAUACUGAAGCUGCCCACAGUCUGCCCUCUCCUUGUGUGUGUGUGUGUGUGUGUGUGUGUGUGUGUGUGUGUGUGUGUGUGUGUGUGUGUGUGUGUGUGUCAGUGUGUGUGUGUGUGUGUGUGUGUGUGUGUGUGUGUCGGCAGCUGCCACCGGACGAGUGUAUCUUGUCUCUUGUGGAGCCAAACUGUCACCGCGACUGAACAAACAAGAGACGGGAGCUGACACAUUCACACACAUUCAGACAGAUGGGGGUCAGUGUGUGUGUAUGCGUGUGUGUGUGUGUGUGUCUGAGGGGAGGGACCAGGACACACCACAGACACAAUCAGGGUAAGAGCAAGAGAGAGAGAGAGAGAGAGAGAGAGAAACACUAUGGAUGGAAGUGAAGGAUGACUUUGUCCAAAGUUUGGAUCUACAUGAAGUUUCCUCUGGAUUUACCUCAACAUCUGGGUUCUUCGGGAGCUCUUAACAUCAUGCCUGUGUUGUUUAUGUGUGUUACCUGUUAGCCAAAGUGUGUGUGAGAGAAAGAGGAAGAAAUGGGUUUUGCUAAAAACUUUGGCAAAACUUUGAGGAGAGUAUCAGGAUUUUUCUACCGUUUUCCAAAAGUGAUGCGACUCUCUGGUCGGCUGGAGGUCAGUCUGCUGUGGAGAAACUCUGGUGAGCUUUAGUUCGAAUUUUUCCAACUUUUAACAUUUAUUAUAUAUAUUAUUAUAUAUUUAUGCUUAUGAACUUUAAUUUAAUCCAGCAAUUUUUUAGGAUUGAAAUAUUCUCUUGAUGGGAGAAGUUACUGUCUAAUGAAAUCCCAACAAAACAGACAGAAAUCACAGACACCAAGCUCCCAAGGCAAACCCUUAAUAUAGCUUUCAAUCACAGAGAUAUAAAGCUGGAUCUCAUUUGCUGAUUAUUUAUGUUUGCUAUAGGAUGUAGGCUAGUUUCAGAAGCUUGUUUUACAUUCAAUUUUCUACAGGAAGCCAAAAAUAUGACCUGCAGACAUCAGGCAUAGAAAAAAGAAGUCAGAACAGGUGCAAAUCUUUAUGAAUUUAGACGUUAUUUCAUGGGAACAUGCAGAAAAUACUUAAUCUCUUCAGAAGAUCUCUGGUGUCACACACUUCCAUUGUGUCUGCAGCCUCUCAGUGCUGUUUUAGAGCCGUACUCGACUGUCUGUGUGCAUGUGAGUGUGUGUGUUUGUAUUGUAAUAUGAUGACUCUUUCUAUUCUGAGCAGCUCAGUUUUGAUUACAUGGUGAAACGCCGAGAACGCGUCCUCACAUGUUGAAAGAAAACUAAAGAAAAGGGAAAAGAGAGACUAUUAUAAAGAAACAGUGGAGAACAGAUGGCUGCUGUAUGUUUAUAGCAGACACCUGUCCUCGCACACACACACCUGUCUUUGUCUUCCACUGUACAAGCAUUUGAAGCUGAUGAUCUCCACUGCAUCAGAGCGAAACAGCAAAACCACUCCAACUAUCUGAAUGUAGCAUGUAUAGAAUAUGGGAACCACAUGAAAACUUGAGCACAGACAGCAGCCCUGUAGUUUCACUCAUUAUAAUAAUAAAAUGUAACCUCUCCUCUUUAAUACAGUCCAUAAAUACAGUGCUCUACUGUUUUUAAAUACUUAAGGUAUUAUUGUAGACAGCCACACGUCAUUUCAGGCCUGCCACUGGUCAUUACAGAUUCAUCUACAGGGCAUUAUUAAAACACGCAUGAGUCAGUCAGCUCAGAGGUACUAUACACCAGAGGUUAAAAAAAAAGUCAACACACAUGACAAACUCUGGAGAGGCACAUAUCUGCCUGCAUCUGUUGGUAAUGCCUCUAUGAAAACACGACAAAUGGGCAGUAAAAUGCACUCUAUCGUAUUAUAUGCAAUGGUAUACAGUAUCUGAUCUUGUUAACUGUAUCAUUAUAUUGGCAACAAGCUUAGAAAAGCAAACUUAAGAUCAGUCCUUAUUCUUGUGAGCUAAGGGAUUUCUCAACAUGAAUGUAAAGGGGUGUUGGAUCUUAGAGUAUUAUAUCAUAUUGAAUCAUCUCAUAAUAUCAUACCGAAUUGUUUCAUUUGCAUCCUUAACUACAUCAAGUCACAUCAGCCCUCAUUAUUCUUAAUAAGCCAAGAGAUUUCCCAGUAUACUAAUAUCUUACUAUAUGAUAUUGUAUAAUUUCCAUAGACUGUAUAUAGAAUGGACGCUAGGUGAAGCCACUCCGAGAACAGCACCCUCUGGUGACAGGUUGCAGUUUAGGUCAUAAAUCCCGCCUCCUCCAGCAAUUCCUAUGGGGCUGUGGACAAACUUUAGAAAUUUUUUACACAGAAUAUAAAUUUUUCUCCUCCCUGCUUGCGAUGUUGACAUGUAGUUAUUGUAAGACUCGUUUGUGCUCAAGUCCUUUUUUUUCUGUACAUCUCCAUUUUUAAAAGUUAUUGGGGGGGUCAUGUUUUCUAUGAUUGACACUUGAUACAGCCUAUGGGCGUACGAAGAUUGCGUAGCUCACCCGGGGGUUACGCUGUUUGAGCCAAGCUUCAUCACAGCGACUCUUGGCGACUCUCUCGCCAAAUGCAUAUAAUGCUAUUGCGCAUUGUUGGUUUGAGGAAGUGGAGAAAAAAUUGGGACUAUACUGGCGGAAGGCAGAACCAAGUUGUCCAUAGUAUAUACAGUCUAUGGUUUUGACUUACAGCAAGUGCCGAUCCACCAAGAGUAAAAGUUAAUAUUUUACAAUGUGUGCCUCUGUAAAGGACAUUAGUUACGCCGAAUUAAAAAGAACAACCCACUUUAUUAAAUAAUACAUAUAAGUAAGGUUUUUACAACGAUGACGCCCUAAGACAUGCAAAAAACACUAAUAUUACGUUUUUUUAAAUGACAUUUGGCGCGUGCUGUCUUCACGUUACAGUUUUUCACCUACUGAAGCGACGGUGUGUGUGUGUGUGUGUGUGUGUGUGUGUGUGUGUUUCAGCAGGUGAGUGUCAGAGCAGCUGAAGGCUCAUUGUGCUUCUCUCUGCACACACAGAGCUGAUUAGAGAGUCUGUGUUAAAACUGUUUCACACACAGGAGAAAAAAAAAAACUGUCGAGUCUGUCCAGAUUGUGCUGUCUGACCUUUGACCUCUGUGCCGAGUUUUACAAUAAGAGCACUCUGUGGGGAUUUACAAAGCGUCUGUUGGCAAUAAGUUGUCAAUUUUGAGUCACACCGGACAUUUUGCUUACUGCUGUAGUUUUAUAAGACAAAUCAAAGUAAAUGUAUAACAUAUUUAUCCAAAUCCAAGACACUUUACUUUUAAAAAUUUCAGUCUAAGCUACAGAGGCUACACCAUAAGUCUUGCUUCUAAUGUAAAAGCAUCAAAAUUAAAAAGGUUUGUGCAUGUGUUUCUGUGCCUGAGUGAGCGUGUGACUCCAGCUGAUUGAGCGUGAUCGAUUGUUGGCGUCUGGGAAAAGCUUUUAUCCCUCAGACAGAAGAGAGGAAGAAAACAGAGCGAGGCAGAAAGGAUGAAACAACAAGAAAAGUUAAAUCUCACAAUUAUAAAAUGUCACAGCCAUGUUGUGCUUGUUUCGAAGUUUCACAAAGACGUAGAAUCACAUCAACACAAAUUAAUAAAACAAUCAUUUUUAACCAGAUGAUGACUUCUUUGAAUUACAGUAACUCAGCUGCUUAGGCUAUCUUCCUACUGAGUUUCCAAAGGUCUUUGGAGUCUUUGCCAACUUUAGCUGGUAAUCAUCCUGAAUGCUAUCAUUUUAGUAGAACCUCAUCCAUUGGGCCCUCAUACCUGGCUGUCUGUAGUUGUGAGAAACAGCUAAAGUUGGCCCUCCUGCGCCGCUGCUAGCAAGAUAGUUUUUGGAUUCCUGGGCUGGAGUAAAGUCACGACCACAUCCUAUGGGAAUACAAACUCCUCUUCAGGUCUACUUACAUUUACAAGUCAGGAACACAAUGCAGAGUGGGAGGCAGGUCCUUGGCUGUUGUCUAUCUCCUUGGAGGCUUCAGCAUAUCUGGGUGGUGGUGCCUUGUUCUUGUUUGCUCUGACUCUGCAGGUCAACACAUUUGGCAAUUCCAUUAGGACCUUACUAUCCUUUAUCCAUAUCAACCUUCUCAUUGCGCUUUAGGACAUCCAGUCAAGAUGUGGAUCUUCUUUCUUGCUGCCGGUCCUUAGAUUACUUGGUGUUGGCAAGAUAUCAGCUCCAGCAUGUGGGAGAAAAGUCAGUUUCUCUUGGUCUGUGCUCCAAAGUUUUGUCCAGGGAAGUGUUGGUUCAAGGUUCUGCUCCCAUUGUACCCACUGACCCUGGCAGACAGGCCAAACCACUUUCACAUAUUCCAGGGUAAAUAUGAAUGUAUGCACUUUUUCAAAAGUGAUCGAUCCAAAUAUUGUAGUGACGUGUAAUGCAAAAUGUAGACAGUCAACCUCAUGGUGGUGCUAAGGAUUGAAAUCAGAGGAUCACCAAUUUAGAGAGAAACAUCCUCUGAGAAACUUGAAUGUUUGCACAAAAUUUAGUCAAUAUCCAGUGGAUGGAUAUUGAGCUAUUUUGUCAUUUAUACAUUUGUGAGUCUGUCUUUUUACAUUGACCCAAGCAGUUUUCACAAAGUGCCGAAUGGAUGUUUGGAUCGUUAGGUAAACUGAUAGAGGGAUGUUAAAAGCUCUCCCUCUCUUCCUCUUUGGAUCAAGUUCAUUGUGAAAAGGUUUUAGACGGAUGACGGAGCGAACGACCGGAUAGAGCGAGAGGAAACUAGUCAUAACAAGCUACGUAAGAGAGCAAAGAGAAACAGAGAGGAGAGGAGAAAGAGAGAGUGAUUGAGUCAGCAGUCCCACAUCCACCAACACCACCUCCACCUCCAAACCCCCCCUUCCUCUCCUGACUGUCUGUGCGUCCGUCACUCUGCGGCCUCCAUUUGACUGUUAAAUCACCCACUCAGCACAACAACACAGCAGCACAGAGACAGAGACAGAGAGAGAGGUGGCCGAACAAAUCAGCAUCUGAAGUCAGAUAGAGAGAGACAAAGCACGGGACAAGAGACACCGAGAAACACUGCAGAGAGAGAGAGGGGAGAGAGUGUGUCAGUGCUGAUUUUGUGUGUGGUAUUAACUCCUGUGUGUCUGUGAGGUGUUGUUUGUGAGUGUGGAGAUGAAGAUGGGAGAUGGGAGCAGCCAUGUGCAAACUGUCGGAUAAAGUUGGACAGCAAGUGAAAAAGAGGUCACCAGGUAGGAGGAACAAGAAACACACACACACACUCACAUAAGAAGUGUGUGUGUGUGUGUGUGUGUGGUUUGUUGACAUCUUUUGGCGGCUUGUUGAAGUUGUGUUUGUUGAUGGGAAAUCUCUUCUAUAUGAGUCAUUCUGCUACUUAAUGGGGCCGCUGGAUUCUGGCCAGUCUCGAAGGUUCAGGUUUUGUGUUUGUUGGACUAAGGGUGGGCAACAGGGACAAAAUCAAUAUUGUAAUAGUGCCGGUUUGUUACGUGUUUCUGUGUACUUACUCAUUUCAGUGUUAAUUCUCUACUUGAAGUCCUUGAAAAUCUCCACAAAAGAUAAAAAAUGUCAAUGGCAUGUCUUCUAGAUGUUUGUUAGGUCUGAAAAGGAUUUGUGAAAGAAAAAUUAAAACCAUAUUCCAGGUUAAAGAUGAGGUACAGAAGCAUAAAAAUACUCUGUUAAGAGCUAAAUUCUUAACUACUGUCUUAGUAGUUAACUUGUCAGAGGCCUUCAAAGGCAUCAAAAUACUAACGCAUUAAGGUUAGCUUCAGAAUAAAGACACUCUUGUACUUUUAAGUCUUUAAACAUUUAAUUCUUGUACACUUUAAUUUUGCUUCUGGUAAAAGUAAAACUAGUUUUAACUACUUGAAAACUUUUUUAAGGUAUUUUUGGUUUGUGUCCAUCUUAGUGCCCAUCAAAGACUACACCUUGCUGAGCUUUCCUGUACAUACCAAGGUUGUAUUUUUUAAUAAGGGUAUGAAUAAAUAAAAGAAACCCUCAUCUUUGCAGUCAAACAUGUCACUUAUGAAAUUUUGCAUUUUGUGUUAAUGCUGUUAAUCAUAAGUAAAAAAAAGGACAAAAUAUUUGCCUUCAAAAUGCCAAAAUACAAUAGUAAAAUUCAAGUGUAAAAAUGUGAUAACUGGAUGUUACUUUUUAGUACCUCAAAAUUACCUAUUUAGUCUUUGAUUUAGUGAGUUUUAUUAAUGAUAAACAAAUCCAAAGGCCUGAGAAUAUUGACUUGUCUGUUGUAGAAAACACAUAGAUAAAACUCUUUCAUAUUUUGCCUUUUUCUGCUUUACUGAAAAAAUUAACUAACUUUUAUUUGUUGUGGAUGUUUUUUCAUCAAUUUUUUCAACUCUGAAAGUUAUAUUAGUUCAGUUUUGUCAUAUUUUUUCUUGCUUGUGUUUAGUCCAAAACCUGAACUUGUAGCCUGAUGUGAUUUUGAAUUUCAAUCAUUGAAAUUGACUUUAAAUCUUUCUCUACCUUGUCUCUCUCAAAUGUAUCUAUAAUUUUUUUCUGUUAUUAUUAUGCUUAAAUGUUAACACUCUGCAGAGACAUAUUUUACCACUCUCAAUCUCUUAAAUAAAUGCCUACAGGUCUGUAGCAGUAUAAUGUGAGUUUUCUGAAUGUAAACAACAUUUCCAGCAGGUUUUAUUUAAUAUUUGCCACGUCUUUAAUCUGAGUUUUUGCCUUUUUAUAUUAGACACAAAUGUAAGUCUGAUCCUGAGUGACCUUGUCUGUAACAUUUUCCAGCUUUAUUAUUCCUCUGGUCAGAAUUUGCAUGUUACAAACGUGGAAAUUUGACCUCAGCUGUGGAUAUCAGAAGAUUAUUUGCAUAUACGUUAAAGUUCCCAUGUUUUCUGUAUGGACACACCUGUAUCCCGAACAAGACAGAUGUAACAGUCAUAGAUAUGCUCUUUUUUUGUCUCUGCAGGUUGUAAAUAUGCAUGUCAUGCUGCAUGUAGAGACAAAGUGUCAUUGGACUGUCAUCCUGCAGCAUCACCUGUCAGUCAAGAUCAGUUCAACAACAACACACCGCCCCAUGUGAGUACCGCUGAACUCUGUGUGACCUUUCCUCUGUUUACGUCAUCUACUUAUUAUUCCAGUCAGUGUUGUUUGCCUAUAAUAUGGUUUUAAAUACCACUCUUACCAUUCUGUGUUUUCAAGACUUCACACAAAGAUGGCUGUUGUUCACUUUUCCACCACAAGAGUGCACUGUAGUCAAACUUUACACCGAUGAGGUCUAUAAGUGUUUUCUGAGGGGUUUAAAACUGACCAGAGAAAUAAAGCCCCUGAUUAUAGAAGAGGGACCAUUUUACCACAUUAUCAGAAAUUUUACAUGAUUGAUUGAUUAAGAAUAGAAAAUCAACAGAUAAGUUGAUAGGAAAAUCAUCAUGUGAUUAAUACAGACAGUUGACUAUUAGAGGUGAGCAGCAUGGAAAUUGACCCAACAGAGGAAAAUUUAAUAAAGACCAAAUAACAGUCAUUACCAGAAAGUGUGCAUGAGUAAAGGUUCCCAAAGCCACAACAGAAAUUAUGUUAAAGCCCCCAAAAGAGUAAAAAAACAAGAAAGUGUGUGUAAGUAAGUAAUAGUUCGCAGUGAUGUUUAAACUGUAAUGGUCUUUCACUUAAACUGGCAAAACCAAAAUCUAAGCAAGAGGGAGCGUAUAAAAUUAAGUCCCCAAAACAACAGAAAAACCCUCAAGUGUGUUUAAGAAAAGUCUCAACAAAGAUAUUACAUGAUAGAAAAUCCUUUUUGUGUUUCCAAAAGCGUCAACAACGCAGCCCUUGAGAAGCAGUUUGAAGUCCCCAUAAUAGGAUGAAAACCAAUUAGUGUCCCUGUACUGAUAGGAAACCCAGUGGGUGUGUUUCAGGUACAUACCCCAAAAAUUAGAUGAAAAAGUCUCAGUAUCAGUAAAAUGAAGACCUGUAAAUGUGGUCCAGGUUAAAGCCCCAAAUAGGUAUAGAUGGUACGGUCCCUGUGUUGUAUAAUGAAAGUAAGAGUCCUCAUAUUGAUAGGAAGACCAGCGGUGGUGUGUGUAAUUUUUACAGGACAGCUGGGUGUGUUGCAGCUCUGGUUUAUGUUAGACUUUCUUCAGACCACACUGGACUGUUUGAGAAUAUUACAUAACUGUACCUCUCCGGUGGUUCAGUGUCAACAGUCAUUUUAUUUAUGAAAUGUUAUUUUCUUUCAAUUUUAUAAUAUUUUAAACACAAUGGGACCAAUGUUCAUGAUUUAAUCAUGGCAGUGUUGAGGACAGAAGUCAACAAAAAUAUGUAAUCAGAUAAAGUGACUAAAAUCAGAAAUGUCUCUUGCCUUUAACUGACUUGCUUGUGGUUUUAUUUUGUAAGGUCUUGACCUAUUUCCUGUUUUACAAUCAGACAUUUUGCCAAUGUAAACUGAAAAACUAUUGCUGGAAAACAACCUCACAAUGUUUACAUUUUGCUGGCCAAUCACACCAGUAUGAAAACCCAAGUUGUCACUGGUUGCAGGCUGGUUUUGGCUCCACUGUUCCUCCACACUGAUGUUGUUUCUUAUCCAGCAUGAGAAGGAUUAUCUCAGCACAUUUCAAACUAAUGCUGAUCCAACACACACACACACACACACACACACACACACACACACACACACACACACACACACACCCAGACUCACACAUGCACACACUAUGAUACUGCUGAAUAGUGCUGAGUACAGUGCUGUGGCUUCUUCGGCUGUGCCAGUUACUUCAUGAAAAUACAUUUUUGGUGUGGUUACAGUGGGGUCAAAGUGUGUGUAGUUACAGAUGUGUGACAGGACUGCAGAAUGUGUGGGCAGAGAGCUGCUGAGUCUUCACAAAAACAUGCUUCCCUGUCAGUCUGUUCACACAGACUGUAUAGAUUAGAUGUUAUAUCCUUAAGUCUGCAGCUUGUCGCUGACUGAGAAGUUAUCUGAAAGAAAAACUUUAAAAAUAUAAGAAAACUAUGUUGAAAAACAAAUGUAAAAUCAGUCUGGUCGAAUGCAAAACAGGAUUUUAAAACCCCCUUUUCCAGUGCUUUAAAUGAAUGUAUGGUAGCUCUCAUAAUUGGUUCAUUUUAGCAUGUCAAGUAGUCCAACUCCAUAAUUUUAAGUGUUACUGCUUAUGUUAUGUGGUGAAAGUCAAUUUUGCAAAACAAAAUAAACUCAAGGCACCAAGGGGUUACAGAAAUAGUAAUAGAAACAUUUGAUUUAUAUCAUACUAUUAAUUCAAAGCAAAUAUCAAAGAUUACAGUAGAUUACAGUAAUCAAUCAAAAUUUAACGGUAAAGGGAUAUUCCAAAGCGACAAAUAUCUUGGUCAGUGUGAUGAAAAUUUAAAGCACAUGGCAACAAACAGGGUCAAAGAGUAUUGGGUGAAUAAUGUCUAACUGGUUUGCAAAGUGUGGCUAAUGAGUUACGAGAUCACAGCUUCAGUGUGUCUGUAAGUUCAUAAUGAGUUUGUCUUUAUUACACCGAGAUGCAUCUCUCUGCACUUCAUAGCAGACUAUUUAUGUUAAAUCUUCCACUGAGUCUCCCUAUUUCAAAAUCCCAAAAGCGUCUAAAAGUUCAACUCUGUUCGCCAAAAGUUCUCCGUGUGUUUCUUUCUGUCUGUGGUUUGCGGUCAGGGAGCUGUCUAGCAACUGAAUGUCAGAGAUAAUAACACGAUACGCAGCCAUGAGACUGUCAGAAGCUCUCAUGUGUUUCUGCAGGAGUGCGUAUGCAUUGUUGUGUGUUAUGGUAACAAAUGAACUUUUCACCCGUAGAGAGUAUUUUGAACUGUGUCAACUAAUAUGAUUCGCUCAAUUUCCCACUUGUGCCACCAGGGGGUUGAUCUCCUGAGAACUUGGCCUUUUAAUCAUGUUUUUACUGAACCAUCUAUGUCUCCCUGUUUUUAAUGUGUUACUGUGUCUUGUUUUAUUGUUCAUGUUAAUUGUUUGGUUCUUUUUAUUUUGUUUUUAAAUUUACUGUACAGCACUUUGGUCAGCGCUUUGUUGUUUUUAAAUGUGCUAUAUAAAUAAACCUGGAUUGGAUUGGAUUGGAUCUUUGUAUUUUCAGCGAAUUGUUUCUGCAAUUCACUCAAAAUUUGGCACAACCAUUCAUUAUCCUCAGAGGAUACAUCUCUGGACAAGAAUCAAAGUCGAGUCCAAGUCACCAGAGAGAGAUCAGUGUCAAGUCUGAGUAACCAGGGAAGAAUCCACAGAAAUAGCUUUUGGUUGGAGUUCUCGUCACAAAAAUAAAUAAAUAAAAAAUCCAAGUCCAAGUCACAAGAGAAGAGUCUGAGUCACUGCAGAGAAAUCUGAGUUGAGAAAUUCACUGGAAAAGAAUCAAAGUGGAGCCCAAGUCAUAUGGAAAGAAUCAAAGUUGGGCAUAAGUCACCAAAGCAGCGCGUUGGUUGAGUUCGAGUCACUUGAAAAAAAAAAUCCAAGUCAAGUUGAAGUCACCAAAAAAGAAUCUGAGUCAUAUUCAAGUCUUCAGAAAAAAAACUGUGCCAAGUCUAAAUCACUAGGGAUUAAUCCAAGACGAGUCUAGGUUACCAGAGAAGAAUCUAAGUCCUGCUCAGGUCAUCUGAAAAGAAUCAGACGAGUCCAAGUCGCUACAAAAGCACAAGUUAAGUUGGAGUAACCAGAAGAGAAUCCAAGAGAGAAUUUGAAUUGAAGUUCAAGUCCAUGUCCCCAGUUGUAAAGUGAGUCUAGCUCAAGUCACAAGAGGAGAAUCCUUGUCGAUUGCAUGUCAAGUCCCCGUAACAAGUCGGAAUUACAAUCACCAUUACCUGGAAUAAUCCUCACGUGUGAAUCCUGUAUCCUGAGUUCAAAUCCACAUUAUCAGUUCUUAAGUCUCAGUUUACUUGAAGUCCUGAUGAUCAGUACCCGAGUUAAACUCAAGUCCAGGUCUCUUCAGUUGAGUACUACAACAAUGAUAAGCAUACAGCAAGAGGUGUGAGUCUCUUUGGUGUGUAAUUGCUAACUAAGUUACACACGCUCAUCUGUCACAGUUUUCAUAGUGACAGUGAUCCCAGCUGGCAGAGGCAUGUGGUUUGUGUAACACUGGUGCAGGAAAGUCUUCCUGUCAAUGUGUGUUUUUGUUGGACACAAAAAGAAGUGGGUCAGUUGGUACCAAAAAUAAAACCUUAUCCUCUCAAUUGCCACAGUGUGAUGGUGUGAACCAAAUAACCAACCCAGGACACUACAAACAGGUUUAAAAGAAGUGUAUUUAGCCUCGUUUAAGUCCUUACAGAUACGAAUCACACUCUUUACUGAGAUUUAGCGCUUAGCUGCCUAACUUAAUCACCAGAUAAUUCAAUCUGCAGCCAGUAAAACAAGGUCAAAAUAACCCUUUAACCUCUAAAGCUGAUGAUUUCUGUGCUGUAAAUGAAAUAAUUCAUCUUUAAACAGUCUUUUCUAUCCUAGUUCAAGAGUUUUUGCUUUUUUCUCCUUUGAAAUGAAGCCCAUUAAGUGACCAAAUUCAACAAAAUUACCGUGAAAUUACAGUAAAAACCUAAUUUUUUGUAAAGAAUAGAAGGUAAAAGGCGAUCGCAAACCUUAAACAGUUCUUUACUAGCAAGUUUAAUCUACACCUGGGUGCUAAUAGAGCAAGAGUUCAUCAUCCUCUCCUGCUUUGUGAUUGGUUUGACUAAAGGGAGAGGCGGUAAAUGAUUGACAGAGAGAAUUAGAGUUACUGGUCGGAGGGUAAACUUCCUGCCUGCUGGGAAAGACAAACACGGGCGGUGAGGAAACAAAGAGGGAGCAAGGAGGGAGGAAAUAAAGAUGGAUAGAGAGGAAUGUUUAUGUGUUUUCUUUCUGGCUCUAAUGGCGACUCAUUAACACGACCUGAUGUCACGUUAAAGACCAGUUUAUCUCUGCAAGUAAAUCACGGAUUACAUAUUUAUGGUGACAGAUAACUCAACGGUCAACGAGUAAAUAUUGCAUCUAACAAGCUUUUUACAAUUUACUCACCCUGGUUAGAGUAAAGGAGAAAGAUAAUGGUUAGAAAGUCUGAAAUUUAAAGAGAAGGAGGAAUGUUAAUGUGUUUUCCCUCUGAGGUUUUAUUGUUACUCAUUAACGGCUCUUGGCGAGGGUCGGUUUGACUAAGGCCUGGGGAACACAACAGCAAAUACACACUCACAAACACACACAAGCAGGAAGGAAAACUGUCGUAAAAGUGGAGAAAACAUAUUCCAGUGUGGGAACAUUUUCCUCGCCCUUUUCCUUUUGCUUUUCCUGCCUCCUUUGUCUCUAUUGUGUCACGUCGGUCUUUUCCAUUUAAGCUCCACUAGGCCUGUUAUCUGCAGUCUGGGUUAAGGGUUUCACUUUGUUCAAAGUUGUUGUAUUUUUAACCCCUCUCUGUGCUCAUGACCUGGCUCUAUGAUGUCACCUGUCAUUUAGCGGAGGGUCGCACCGUUUGAAGGCCGAUGUUUGGGUUUUUCAGGAAGUUGUGAACACCAUGAUAAGACCUACAAUAUGAUUGGUAAAUCAGUGUCUAAACUUUAAACUACGACUUUAAUCUGGGUUUCCCAUCACUUUUUUUCAUGAUGUAUUUAAAGCUCCUGUAAAGUGUUUUGAGGUAGUUAGAAAACACACAGAAAUUCAAAGCGAUGCCUUUUUUCGACCUACAAGAGCAAACGAGACCAUCAGCAACAAGAUGGACAUUUUCCAUAGUAACUUUUGAAGGCCUAAACACAGCAUGAGGGGGUAAGGGUCAGUCGAGAAAAUCAUCAGUUCUCAACAGAAAAAAACGGCCUGCUUAAACUUUUUCCUCUAGAAGUUUUCACAGUGACUGAUUUAUUUGACUUUUGAAGAAAGCGGGGUUAAGCUGAAAACAUACAGGAUCCAUAUUGAGCUUGUUCUGUAUUUACUCUAUAAAGCAGCUCUGGGUAUCACAUACAGGAUGCGUAUUUGGAGCGUGGCAGCAGCGUAGUGCAGCCCCAAUCAGCUGGGCUCAGUAGAGAGGAAAUGACAUGCUCACAACAGGUUGUUUUUCCUUUCUGUGGUCUGUUUCCUGAUAAUUUUGAUAUAAUCCAGUGACCAUUGAGCCUCUACUGUAUGUGAAAAAGCAACAUGAUUUUACAGUUUCAGUUUUUGCAGGUUUACUCGUGUUUUAUAAAGUAAACUAUGUUCCUUUAUGCUGUGCUGUUACCUUCAGACAGAGUUAUCAUUUAAAAGUCCUGUUGGGGUCCACAUGGAUCAGGGAUUGACCAUCAGAUCGUUCUGUGUUACUGAUAAAUCCAUAAUCAGAAAGUGUUUCUCAUCUACACAAACUGAUACACAGUUGGGAGUCCGCAUAUGGUGUUUUAUUUUGAAAUACCGGAUGACAUACACGGUUUUCGUGCUUGACUUCCUGUCUAGAAUGAUCUUCUCUGUGUGGACUGACGCACACUGGAAGCGUAGAGCAGCAAAAAUAGACUUGUUGCGUAUCUUAAGCAGUGCUGCUCUCGAUACGCUUUUGAUACGCGUCCUGUAUGCGUUGCUGCAUUGAUUAGAAUGGCAACCUAUUUGCUGCGUGAUACGCAACACUCCAAAUACGCAUCCUGUAACUCCACCCAGACGUGUAGAGGGGAUCAACAAAGACAGAAGAGGUAUGACUGCAAUAACCUUGAGGUGAAAAUCUGAUACAACAGCCUGAGAUCACACCUCAUUUGCCGUGCUGUGUAGAGCAGGCCAUAAGAGCUGACCAAGUGCCUCCAUCCAGUUGGAUGAAUCUCUGGCAUGUCAGAAAUUUACACAGUCACAUGCACACUCUGGCACAGUUAAAGCGGCUCUUAAAGGUGACUCAUUUACUACAGGCCUUUUUUUCCCCCCUGAUUGCACUGGUGCAAAAUGGUUAACAGUGUCUAGAAGCUCCUUGGAAACACCACACAUGCAGUAUGAGUACUCAGGUAAUGCCUGACAGGUGUACCAUAUUUUUCGGGCAAUAAGAUCCACCGGAUUGUAAGGCGCAUGAAGCAUUGAUUGGUUUAUUGUUGCUUGCGUAUACUCCAGGCCCGGGCUGCCUUACAUGAAUGCACUUCUAGUUUAGACAUUCAGGCAGUCAGGCAGUCUUGUAGACUGCUCAGGGGUCCUGUUACAGGGCUGAUCAGGUAGUGACAGAGCGUACCGUAAUGCUCCCAAUAUCCAUUGGGCGGAGCAGCUUACCAAAGUUGUACUUACACACUUUGACAGAUUUUUGAGCGCAUUGUACCACAUAAAAUCGGUCAGUAAGCAUGACAAGUUAUCAUACAUAAGGUGCACUGGAUUAUAAAGCACAGUGACAAUUUAUGAGAAAAUGUAAGAAUUUUGAGUGCGCCUUAUAGACCGAAAAUACGGUAAAUUUCAUCCUGGUUGCAUAUAACUCUGAACGGCUUAUUUACUCAUUACUACUUUGCAUUGAGGUGUCGUGAAACCCCUGAAACUGCAGCCAUACUACAGUGAAAUUACUAGAAUCAGCACAGAUGUCAAAUGUUUUUUUUUACAUGACAAAAAACUUCUGAGCCAUUCGGGGACUGAAUGUCUAGGCACCCCUCAACGGUCCUGUCUCCUCACUAUCAUUAAUCUGGUUUCAUACAGUCCUUCCUGUAAACAAACAUCAUCACCAUCUGGUUAUCAAACCUCUCUCUUCCUCUCCAUGCAUCUAUCUCAAUCUUCUCUUUCCUGCAGCCCUCUAAUCAGCUGUCUAUUGUGUUAAAGAAAUACAAACAAGGAGGAGGUUUACCUGACAAGCACAGGGAGCAAAGAAAUACGGGAAGAGGCAGAGAAACGUCCUACAUGAUGAGAUUUUUAAAAAGUAAGUAUAAAGACUUAAGUACUUUGGAAUCAAAAACUUUCGUAGCAGGAGAAACAAAUGUCAAAACCAUAAUAACACACAAUAUUCAAAAAUAAGCAGGCUAUAAAACAUCCAAAAACCACACGACCUCCAAACUCAACACACAAUUUAACACUUAAAAGUCUUGGUCGCCUUAUAUUAUUACAAAGCCUUUCAUUAUUAUAAAUAAAUCUGACAUUUACAGCUUCUUUUGAAGGCCGCCUUUCAAAGAGUGUCACUAAAACAACCAAAAGCACUCAGUCAAUAAAAUUACACAAAGUUCAGAGGCUGUCAGAGCUUUCAAAAAGUUGCUUUUAUGGGGUUUUUUUCAGAUUGUAAUCCAUCCUCUUAAAUAUGCAAACAGACCGCGAGUCAAAGACACUCAAAGACAGCAAACCAAGAGUGGAAAGAUGAAUUAUCUCAACCAGAAUAUCACUGUAAUCUUCAUGGAUUGUGGAGGAUUAAGUCCCCCGGUCAGAAGCAGGUCUGACAGAUAAAGCUCCCCCAUCAUCAGCUGCCUGUUGCAGAAACAGGACACCAGCAGACGGAUUAGAGACCCAGUAACAGACGAGUCCCAUUGAUUUCCUUCGUUUACUGCUUCUAACAUGUUCCAAACUGUGCAGCUAAUACAUUUUAUAUUGUAGUAAUCGAGAACGCCAGCUGAGUCACCCCUGAGGAGACUCAAAUGUCAGUUUUUGUAAUGUUUCAUGUAUUCAUUGAAAAUUAUUUUUUAAGUCUUUGUUUUUAUCAUGAGUUUAUCACAAUUUGAAAACAGCUUUAUUUUGAAUAUAGGUCAAAACCAGCAUUACCAAUAAACAAUUAAUUCAUAUUGUAUACCCUUGCACUGUAUCAGUAGAGUGACGUAGGACUGUGCAAACCCUGAUAUAGCCAAAAACAUGGUUUUCAAGAUUUCCAGAAAGAAUAUCACAAACAUUGCUGGUGUUCCUGGAUCAUGUUAACGUGGCUCACUUUUGACCUCUGUUCAGAAAAGUGGAUUUUGGGAGUGAUUUUGGGCCCAUGCAGUGAUUUCCACUAGAGAGUCAUGUCUUUUUUCCAAUGAAAAGUCAUCUGGGAUCCAACCAUCUUGUUUUUUUUUUUUUUAAUUUCUAUUUUUUUUAAGCUUUGUCUUAUUUUAAAGACACUUUUUAGCGUUAAUAAAAUCCUAUGCUGAGGACCAUUAUUUUGAAAUUAUUUGAAAAAUGUACUCACCCAGUCUCUGACAAAGUGGUGAACCUCUUUCUGUCUUUACUUCUGAGAGACUUAAGAUAGAAAAAAAUACCCAGUCAUGUUAUCAGCCUGUUGUAAAUUAACUUUCUCAGCAAACAGACACUUCCCCAGGUGCAUUUUUUUAGCAUUAAACUGUUUAUUUUUCUCACAUUUGUAAUAAUAAUAAUAAUACAUUUUAUUUAAAAGCGCCUUUCUGAACACUCAAGGACACUGUACAGGGCAUAAAAACACAGUUAGAAACAUAGUUAAAAUAAAUAAAAACAACAUACAAGUGUGAAAGUGGACAGUUAAAGUGAAUAUGUAGUCCCUGUCCCAGUAAUUUGGAAAAUGUACUUGGCAUCAAAUUAUGAAACCAUAAAAUCUUCCACCUGCAAGAAAAAAUGUUGUAUUUGCAGUGUUUUUCGAUUAAAUUAAGGGAUUAAAUGGUAUGAAAGCCUAAAAAAUCUGUAUUUAUCAAAAUUUUACACAUUUUUUCAAAAUCGUGGUCAUAAAUAAAGGUUAUUUGAGUCCUUCGCAGCAGCGCCCACCAAAAAAACCUGUACUAUUCAGCUAAAAAGACCUGAGUUUGAGUCAUUUUUGACCAAACCAUCCAGAAAAGCUGUAAAAACACCCCCAAGAUCUCAGUUGUAAUCGGUGGAAAAUGUCAGCUCAGUGUGAAAUUAAAGGCCAAAAAACAUAGAAAAAGGAUGUUAGCAAGGAAAGGCUCUGUCUUAAACAAGUCUGCAAAGAUUUGUGACUGUAAACAUGCACCAAGAGGUCAACUGAACUCCUUAAAAGCAAAUCUAAAUGAUUUUUGUGCUUGGAUUGUGGGAGUUUCAAAAGAAAACACAGAUCUGUAUCAGGGCGAGACUCUAUUACAGACUCCUCGGUGUGUUUAUGAGUGUGUACAUGCUGCUAAGUGUAUGUUUGUUGGCUCUUAUCUUGGAUCCUGUCCUUAUCCAGGCGCACAAUCUCAGCCUCAGAUACGAACCAAGUGGGACAAGAGUUCUCUGUAAAUGACACACAUUCAUCAUCCACACAGCCCUCACAGAACAGAGACACACCGGAUUAACUGUCAGCAAAAUGCAGAAAAAAACAUAAAUGCACGGUAACUAACCCUAAACUUAAACUGAUAGACCUGCAGAUGUGCACAUAAACAAACAAAGAAAACACCUAAUUUAAUGUAAAACCUUCAAAAUCAACAAAUUUAAGCUGGUUAAGAUCAUUUAUUGUUCUGAUUUAGAGGAAAAAGUGGUUUAUUUUACUCUUUAAAGUCCUUAAAAUUUGAUAAACUGCAAAAGUAAAGUGGAGCAGAUUACGUUGGCAGGGUAGGAAAAACAUAUCACUCUAUUAAACCUCCAUGAAUUGAAUUAGUGUGUAUUUAAGCGGAUGUGUGUAAGUGUGUGUGUAUGUGUGUUUGGCUGGUGACUGUACCCCUCACAGCUCUGUUAUUGUGCUGCCUCUGCAAAACAGUUCCUUUCUGCUGCUCGAGUCCAGGCCAGCUGCUGCUUCCUCUUUAUCCUGUUAGAUUUCAAGUAAUUCAAUUCCCAGAGAAAAAUAUUAUUCUUUCAUGAAAGGGCAGUUUCCCCCCAAAUGACCUGAACUCCUGAAAAAAAGAGCUGUGCACCUUGAGUCGAAUAAAAACAUUAAUAUGAAGCAUUAAAUGUAGACUAGCUCAGGUGACAUGAAUUUAAGUACAAAAUACUUUCAAGAGGUGGAGUCGGUCGUUUUUAGUGUCUCUAAAAACUGCAAGAAAUUAACCAAAUUCACAUGUCCUCUGAUAUCAAUCUUAACAGGGGAAGCUUAAAUGCUGUUUUAAUGUUCUGUCUUAAGAUUAUACGUGAUAGAAACACAGGAAGCUAGACGGUCUGUUAUCAUUUCAACAUUUCCUUACUGAUAAGAAACUGUACAGUUGAAAUGUGAAAAUCCUGGGGAACAUCAGGCCAACUUUCAAAGAUAAAAACACAAUUCAUUACCCACUUAAGACUACAACUAUUGCAGGGUUACCAUAUUCUGACUUCCCAAAAAGAGAACACGACUACAGAGGGCGGAGUCAUGGAGUCUGAGAGUUUUUCGGGUUGGAUCGAGCGUCUUUUACGCACUUCUAAUUCAGUAAGUUCACGUGAUACAAACUUGAAACUUACGUACAAAACUGCGGACAUUUGAACAUUUUUUAACUUCCCUAGACAAACCCAGACAGCCCCCAAAAAAGAGGACAUGUCCGGGUUUAAGAGGACGCAUGGUCACCCUAACUAAUGUUAGCAUUCAGUCAUUACUUAGCCAAACGUACAAUCUACUGGAGACUGGCUUCUUUGCCGUAAGAAUUUUAAAAGAUAAUUUAGUUUUUGGUGACUUUCUUGCUUACUUUAAUGUUAGUUGGGUAGUUGCUGAUUGCUAACAUUAGCUAAUAUCAAGUAUGCUGUUUUGACUUGAAAUGCAGCACUGCAGCACCACAUUGUCAAAGGUAAAUCUGGAUUUUAAAAAAUGAUCAGUGAAGGGCUUAUUUAAUCAAACCCUUCAUUUCCUAUUAUCCAUCUUUUCCUCUCACUCUGACUGUAAUGUGCAUGUAGAGGCUUGUUCUAAGCACAGCUGAUCUCUUUAUUGUUUGUUUAAGCUAGCUUAUCUAACAUUUGUAGCUUCCAGGCCCACACAGGUAGUUUGCCUCUUAUUGUUCCUAUAAAAAGCUUGUUCACUUUCAUAAUUUCACAUUUAAAACUGAAUUGACUGGCUUUAUACCGACUCUGUUAUGUUUUUGUCCAUGAAGCCGUUCUGGGCAAGAUUCCCUCCUGCUAAUCCUCCUUUAAUCUUGGGAAAUGAACAAUCCAACCUUAAUUCUCUGAACAUUGUGCAAUUUGUUUUUCCAAAACACCUACAGUAUUUUUCAAUAGACAACAGAUGGAUUAUUAACAGGUUAUAAUCAGCUUGUAAACUCUUAAAAAAUCACUGUUGCAUUGUUGCUCCUUGAAGUGGUGGAAACUGGCCUGGUAGAUUAAGUAAACUACUUCCUGCCUAAAUCCUGCUAUUGCGUGGAUUGCAGGACAGGAAGUUGCUCCACUUUUCUCUUUCCUGUAGCUCCCCAGGCUGCUCUCACAUCUGUGUCUGCUGACUGUCAUUAUUACCCCGCUCCUAAAGGCAUGGUUGACGAUCUGAGAAAGAGUUGAAAAAAUCUGAGCCGUUGAGGCACAUUUGAAAAAAGCGUCCCACCCUCCACACACAAACCUCUCCCCUCUGUGCUCCAUGAUAACUCCCUCCCAAACCUGUAUCGCCCUCCCUACGACACACCCCCUCUGGCAGAGCAAGAGGCCGGCUGGUAGAAGACUCUACGCUAGCUUCAAAUAGGAUUCACCAUGUCGGAUUACUAGUGACUAGCGGCAGUAAACGCCAGCUCUGCUAGCGAGCGCCAUCUGCAGCUACCUGAACUGCUACCGUGUUGACAUUACAGAGACUAAUAAGAGUUAUUUAUGUAACAUGUGCCUCAAUAAAAGGCAAAAAUCACCUGUUCAAUAAAAACUUCGGUGUCCCAGCGUCUGUUUUCAGGCCUAAAAUCCGGGUGGAGCUUUCUCCACCGCUCAACGGAUGACCCGCUGUUUAUUCGGGUUAGAUUCCUCGCUUGGUCACAUUUCCUCUUCGUCUCUGCCCUCUCCUCCGUCGGCUUGUGUUUUCUUAGAACUUUUUGUGGUGGGGCAAGCAGAAGUGUUUUUUUUCCAUCCUUCUCCAUCACAGCUUCUGUAGCUAAGCUGCUACGCUACUUUUAGCUGCUCCGAGCUCUGAGGAGGGCGGGGAAAGUGGAAUGGGACAAGUCGGAACUACGGGAGAGAGGUGUGUUGAAUACAGUGAGGUGAUUAGAUGGAGAGGUAGAGCAGGAGAUUGACCAAUAGGAGCUGGCCGGGACGGAUAGCUCCCAUUGGUCAAUGUUUUUGCAGCCCUGCACCUGCUCAGGUGAACGCAUUUUUUCCAUUCUUUUUUCUCUUCGCUUUGUGGAGAUCGCACUAUGGGACCAUGAUCGCCAUAGAAACGAGGUUCAUUAUAAUUACCAAUCUCGCCAAUCGUCAACCAUGCCUUUAAGAUGAAAUGUGUUAAACUCCUGUUGGCAUAUCAAUAGAUGUUGUUGGGUAAUCAACACAGUGCGGUGAUAACAAGGAAAGUUAGGCAUUAUACUUAAAUAAAACAACAGUUUUAUGAAAAGAUUUUUUUCAGUUCUCUAAAAAGAAAGAGCUGUUUAGACUAAAAGUACAUUUUUACAGCUCAAUAAUUUUCCCUAUUCACAGCAAUAAAAUGCAUGAUCGAUAACAGUUAUUUUUGUGAUUUAGAGUGUUACUGGUUGCUUAAAACUUGAGUGUAACAUCUGUUCUUGAUUUUCUUUCUGAUGUAAAAUAAUCUCCUUAAAAUCUGUUCAGAUCUUUACCAGACGUAAGCAAAGAAACAUCUAUCUUCCUUCUCUGUCCCGCAUUAACCAUCAAUAGCCGUGUAACUCGGCCUGACCAGCUGCACUGUAACCUCCAGGCUGCACCCCAGCUCUCGCUGCCUGUCUGUGAUUAUGUGAUACACCGGGGCUCCUUGUGAUCCUCCAACAGCAUUCCUCUGCACUUUGAUCAGGAGACGCUCACUGUUUUGUCUGUCAGGAUGAAAUAGUGGGCCUCCGGGAUAUAAACACACACACACUCAAGAUACUUGGGGGACUCACUUUCACACACACAAACACUCACUAAAUAAUGUUCUCGACGGUAUCUGACAAUCAAAAAUUCACUGUGAGUACCUGCACAUGGGGGAAUCUUGAGGAGAUAUGUGUAAAAAUAUACCCCACACAGCUGCUUUCAGGCACUUUGUGGAUCAGUUUCAAAGUCCCCGAGGCAACAUGGAGCUCAGGCUGGAUAUUUAACACCUGUAACGGCAAAACAAAGAAGACACACUCCCCCUCACAGGUGUUAUAGGACUCCCACUGCUCUUCUGCAAAACCGUGUCUCUAAUUUUUUUCUCAUUAGCAUUUCAAGACAAUUGCACAUGUGUUUUUACCUCCAGGGUUUCUCUUUAUUCUCUCCUCUGUGUUAUUAGUCUGAUUGUUUCCAGACCGCACUCAGACAUUUGAUGAAUCCUCUUAUCAUUUACCAUGAAUGAGAAACUCUUACGGACACUUAUUAAUAUUUUUACUGUGUUUCUGGCUUUGUUUGCUCAGGCUAGCCCUGCCUAACUUGUUUGUGGUACCAGAAGCAAUAAGAGAGAUCCGUGUUACCAGUUUCCGAGUCUACAUGGGGAAAGCAAGUGUGCAGGGUUGGUGUUGUUUUUAAUCAUGUUUUUAUCAGCCCCAAAAACCAAGAUUAAUCAGCCCUUCUUUUGACGUCUAGUCCAUUCAAGACUUUUAUCCCCUCCUUUAUUUUCUAACAGGAACAACUCCAAGCUGUAGGGGGACAUGUAUGAACAAGCAACAUUGCCAAAUUUAUGGGACAGCCCACCUGAUAAUCACUUAGAAACUUUAGGAAUGCAGAUGUGAAAGAGGGAGUAUAGAGUUAUUUUGUGUCCACAUUACCUCCACUUUCCUACUUCUGUAAGUGACUGGAGGUAAACAAAGUAAAGAGUAUGACAGAUUAAAAGUAUUUGCAUUUCACACAAUACUGUAUUUUUCCAAAAGUCCUCUUUACCUGUAAUUUGAUUUAUAUUUUUAGAAAAGAAUUACACCCAGAAGAGCUAAUUAUACUGCUGUAAAACUGAAACACACUCACUCUUGGUUCUCACGUUUUAAGUCGUAAAAACUUCCACGCCCACCGCUAUCAACACCCCGACUGCCUUUAAAUUAGACAACGCACAUACACCCACUUGCAGAUAAAAGAAACACACACACACCCCACUAGCAAACACACACCUGUUCACGUGCACAAACUCACAUCAAUGAAGUCUCUUGUUUCUGUCCCUUUCACGGUCACCUGCACAAAGUAACGCCAUCUUUGCUUUUAGUGAGGUCAUGGGAGCCUGAGGGGAGAGAGAGACGACCCCCUCUGCCUUCCCUCAACUGUUCCUGUCUCUCCUAAAUAUGACACAUUCCUCAAGGUUUGAACUUUGACCUUGGUAACCUGUCUACGCCUACAGCCUUAACCUCCCAGAAGGUGUGGCCCCUCACCCUCCAUAUUUAUCUGUCUUCCCCCCAAAGCCUCAAAACUAUGUUUAGGCUGAGAAAACAAAACUUAACCCAAGUCCCUUUUACUUAAAGCCAGAAUUUGCAUUUACUCUUGUUCUGUAAUGAAAUAACAGUCAGCUAUAGUAACGGAAAAGGUAAUGUUGAAGUCUUAAUUUUUCUACCGUCCCUUUCAUACCUCCAUGUUAGCCGCCACAGGGUUACAGUACAGUGUCUACAUGAGAGCCAGGAGACAACUUCACUGGAAUGUCUGAAAUGUUUAACCAGACUGGCUCCAGGCCAAAGUGACUGGACAGCAGAUUAACACCAGAGGACACCCCCCAAAACACACACACACACACACACACACACACACACACACACACACACACACACACACACACACACACACACACACACACACACACACACACACACUGACUCUCUCUUCUACUGUGUGAGAAACCUUGUCAGGGUUAAUAUCACACACACACACGAGGUCAACUCUUUGAACCCUGGUGGACAGAGUGUGUUUGUGUUUGUGUGUAGACCCUCAUACAUCUACUCAUCCUGUAUGUUCAUAUUCAAAGCUAAGACACACCUGAGAGAUUCAUGAUGUCGUACUGUGGGGAUGCAGUCAGCAGAGAAAGAUUCAUGAGAAAGAUUUUAUGUAAUGCGCUCUCUAAUGCAUUUAUUUGAUUCAUGUGUCUAAACUGUGGUUGGAAAUCCACUUGUUUGACAUUGACGAUUGACUAAGUGUUAGCAAAAUGUGCACAAGUCAUAUGCUUAAAUACAGAGGUAUGAACAUGAACGGUAAAAACCUCAUAAACAGCCCAAAUAAAGUCACAUUCAUUUCUCUUCCAAAGACAAAAGCUCCAAGAAACAGUAAGAAGGUUUUAAGGUUUUAGGACAACUGUCUGUGAUGACUCCUUUGCAAACAAGGGCUAGUUCAAGCUGGAUUUGUGCCUGAACUGUCUCUAAAACCUGGGUCUGUUCAACCUGUGAAGACCCUCCAUAAAGGGCCUUAACCACUAGCUGUAAGUAACAUUAUAACAGCAGGUGAUGUGACAACAGCUAAUGGGGCUAAACAAGGAGCAAAGUGGUCCCCUAACCUCAGAUAUUGUAACUUUUUGUUUCAGGGCUGUGUAAAAAGUAACACUUACUACCUGUGUCUAAAUUUACAGUAAUGAAAUAGCAACCAUAAUAAAUACAUACAAUGCAUAAAUAAGGAGUUUAUUGAGCUGCAAACCAUGGACCAAUAUUUGUCAAAUCAAUAAAUGGUGAAAAGGAAAAGAGUCAAUUUUUACCCUGUUACGAAUAUUUUUCCUUUGACUGUUUUAAAUUUGACUUAUUGAAAAGCACCGACCUGCUUCAGCCUUUUUCUUUACAACAAUAAAUAGACAGCCAACUGAAAAAUUAGCCCCACCAGCUCUGAGCUUUGCACACUAACUUCAAAUAUUUGCACAACAGUAAAGGUACACUACGUAUGAAUCAAAUGUGGACACAAGUUAUGACUUAAGUAUAUAAAAUGCAAAAUAACAUCAAAGUUAAAUUCCUUUUAAAGUGUAUAUUUCAGUCUUUGCCCUCUUUUUGUGUCACUCUGGACAGUUCAGGAACAUUAUAGUGGCCUGUCUGCUCAUCUGUGUGUGUGUGUAUUGGACGGAUCUCUUCAGUAUUUUAAAGGACAAGAUGGUGGUUUGGCUGCCCCAGAUGUGGCAUAUUUAUUUUUGGUUCCUGUUCUAACCCCGCUGGUUUUGAAUUAGAGCCUGUCUAUCUGAAAAUCUCCCAGAUUGUCCGCUGCUUCUGUGCGUAUGCGUAAAUGUGUGUAUGUGUGUGUACUUGUGUGUGGGUAAGGCUUGAUUUAGUGCAGAUGUACCGUAGAUUUCACCCCGCAGCUGAACUUGCUCUGCUAAUGGUUUUUUGGCCUUUUUGUGCAGCUGGGUGGGCUAUUAUGUGCACAUACUACAUUAAAAACUUAAAACUCUGCAUGUUGUAGAGAACAUGGUGCUGAAAGUAGCGGCAAACAGAAGGUAGGAUUCAUUACUUUAGUCGUCUCUGUGCUCAGUAAUAGCUUACAGUUGCCGGUCCAUGAAGGGGCGAUAUGAAAGACUUGAACCACCCACUGAAAACAUGUAAAACUCUGAUCCAUUUUACGACCACAUAAACGCAGCAGUGUGCUGGAUUUCAGCUCUACUGAACAAGCUGAAUUAGAGGGUUUUAGCAUGUCCUUCAUGUCUGAUGUAUGUUGCAUGACGACAGCAAGGAGACGCUUUUCUUUGGACACUAUAAGUCAUUUUAAACAUUUUUAGAAACACAGUGAAAAAACUUCUUUUUAUUAUUUUUAUUUAUGCAUGCAGUUUAACAAAGUAAAUUAACAGUCAAGCUUGCAGAUGUGGGGCUGCACUUCCAUCCAUCCAUCCAUUUUCUACCGCUUAUUCUCGUUGGGGGUUGCGGAGGGGGCUGGAGCCUAUCCCAGCAUCUUCAGGCGAAGGCGGGGACACCCUGGACAAGUCACCAGUUCAUCGCAGGGUUGACAUAUAGAGACGAACAACCAUCCACACCUACGGGCAAUUUGAAAGUGACCAAUUGAUGUGGAUGUGGGAGGAAACUGGAGUACUCGGAGUAAACCCACACAGACACAGGGAGAACAUGCAAACUCCACACAGAAACGCCCUGACCUGAAUUCGAACCCAGGACCUUCUCGCUGUGAGGCGAUAGUGCUAACCACUGCACCACUGUGAUGUGGCUGCUCUUGUACUUGUUAAUUUUAACCAACCUUCAGUGUUGAAAAUGAAAAUGAAGCUAAUGCAGAAGUGCAAAAACUUGCAGUUCCCCAAGUGUCCACUAGAGGCUGGUCUCAAAAACCCAAGGAUCCCCAUAAACACCCAUGUUAAAAUGUUAAGGUACAGUACUAGUACUAGAUACACCUCAGUAGGUUAAUUGAUUUUUUUUGUUACUUAUAUUUUUAUUACAAACUACCUGAAACUAUCUUUUUCAGUGUAAACAUGUUGUGGUGUUUGCCUUUUAGAACACAGUCACAGAUUUUAAAACUCCUUUUUUCUUCCGAGAAAUUAUUUUCUUCUCCUUCUCUCAAAAGUCAGCUGCAUUUCUUCACCAAAAAGCACCCUGGUAUGGUAAAAACAACCACACCACAUUCAGACUUUUCAUUUGGGUUGGGCUGAAUUUAGCCUAAGGCUGCCCUUUUUCAGAGGAUGCUUUGGCAAAAACAGAUUGGAAAAACAGAUUUAUAGUUUGGCAUUUACCAAUUACUAUGAGAAAUGUAAAUAUUAUCACAUCAAUAAUAUUUUUAACCCUCUAGCUUUGGGCUUUUUGUCUUCAUAUUUGGGUUUUACAGAGCUAAGUGCUGCUUGUCUUGCUGUUUAAAAUGACAUACAAGUGACAGACAGGUUGGUAUUUUCUUCCUUGAAGGGUUUUUAAGAUUGUGAAGUGGUUUAAAAGCAGAGCAGACACUUUUUUAACGUGAAGAAAUAAAACUAAAUGUCUAUUAACAAAUACCUUGAGAGCACCUGCUUAUUCUCACAAGGGAUUUAAAAACCGAGAAUAACUUUAAUGAACCUCUUUCUUUCUGUUGUUUUAUCUCUGUGCUCAUUAAACCAUUCUCUGCAGGUUGCAAAGUGAAUAAAGUCCUGGUUUAGUUAUUCGCAUCUUGGUUCAUAAUCAGUUUAAAUAGUAAAAAAAGAUGCAUGCAGAAAACUUAACCUCCCACAAACCAGCAGCUGUGAAACCUUUUAAAUGUCUCAAAAGUAAGACUUACGCGACUCAGUUCCACCCAAUGAGAAGGGUGCCUUCCUGGCCCUUAGCAAUUAAACACAUGCACACAAAAUGCGUCAGUCCAGCCGUCUUUUAAAUGCCUUUGGUGUCUGUAUUUUUAGUUUACUUGAUUCAGGCAGGAGCAGGGAGAGCAUGAUGCAGAGGAAGAGGCUAAGAAAGCUCAUGAUAGUUUGCUGCAUAUUGAUUGAGGUAGGACCUUAAAAGUGUUUUUUAAAGUUUUGUGACUUCUUCAGGGAAUAAGUAAGUUAAAUGUUUUUUAAACUAGAGAGGGCUGCAUGACCUCUGACCUGCCAUUUUAGGCAUGUGUGUGACUGUAUUUUUGACUUUCAUGUGUUUUUUAAGCUUUGUUUUCAGUUUGCUGAGGUUUGGGGUUACUCCACGCAGACAGGGAGAGUUCUUUUUUUGCCUCUGGGCACUGUGGAUGACAAUUGAAUAUGCGCAGACCAAAAACUGCAAGCUCAAGUCUUUGCAGCAUUCCUACACCCAGGGAUACAGAGUUUGUUUUUGCACUUUUUCAAUUGAAUAUUUGAACUUUUUCUGUAUGUGCCUACUGUACAACUUUCAAUAAUGAAGUUAAAUCUUUCUUAAGGGUUAUGAGAAUGUGGUCCAAAGUCCUAUCUUCAAUUCAAAGUUAAUUUCUAAUUUAAUUUAUCAUCCUUGGACUCUAGAUCAGUGGUUCUCAAUUAGUCUCACUCUGGGACCCACAUUUUCCCAUGGUCCCUAAGUUGCAACCCACUUUUAUAAAAUUCAAACCAAGCAAAUUAAUUUUUUUAGACAAGAAAAAAAAAAAACUUUUAAAAGACUCAAACCUUAAACAUAAAUACACCCAUUUUAUUGAGUAAAGUGCAUUUCAGAGCACAUGAACUGAGGAUGACAACUACUAAAGUUGCAUAUACAGAAAAUAUCAAAUUGCCAAAAAUAAAGAUAAAAAAAACAACAACAAAAAAACAACAUGUAUUUUUACUGCAUUCAGACAACAUUGAUAAGAAACCAAGGAGGACCAUGACCUCAACCUAAACGCCACUCUAUAGCCACAAAUAAUGCUCAGAACAGCACGUAACUUCAUCAACAGUAUAUAUAGGGUCCUAGCCAUAGCACUAGCCACCAAACAUCUUUUUAACUUUGCCUGAUUUCUUUAGCAAAGAGACUAAACACAACUCACCUACUCUCUUCCAGCAGCCGCUUGUUUGUAGCGAGACCUCAGGACAGUUCAUUACAGACUGCAGCGGGGUGACGCAGCUCAAGGAAGAACAUUAACGAUAUUUUUUGUUGAUUUUAGUCAGUUCUUGAUAUCCAAUCAUGAAUUGAUCCAGCCUUGAAUAUUAGGAUUGUUUUAUACUUUUGACUUGAAAUAUUGUUAAAAUUUUUUACUUAUUUUUGCCUUACUACCAUGUUUUUUAAUGUCCCUUGCCUAUUUUUAAAUGUAUUCAUGGAAUAAAACAAAACAAAGAUGCAUGUAAUGAACAGAAAAUCCAAAUACAACAUAUAAAAAAGCAGCCAACUGAAAAGGAAACAUUUUGAACAUACAACUGUAUUUGUUUUUAUGUGAAAUUGUUGAAACUUUUACAACUUUUCUUAAUAAUCAAAAAUUUUUAAUCAUCUUCAACCCAAACCGUCAUCUGUAUCACUCAAACUCACUAUGAAAGCGUUGAUUGGCUGUCAGGUAUUUUGGGCGUGGCAUCGUCAACUGCCAUACAUUUGAUUGGUCGGCUGCGUUCGCUCCUCGUAGUGGGCGGGGCCCCACUGUAGGCUGGCUGUCACAGAUAAGUUGAAGGAUACAUUCAACAGUGUAACGGGAUAACAGUUGGACGUCGCGUUGAGGGGAGUUUUUCCUUUGAUUUUUUUUUCGUUAUCUCUCAAAAACAAUUACAAUUGAUUGAAUGUUGGCUGACCUCUUUCUUUUGAAGAACUGUCCUCUUGGUUUUUUGUCACAAAAUGUGAGCUUUUGAAUGAGUUUUUUGACCAUGCCGGUGGAGUAAAGCGGGUGUGUUUGACAGGAGACCUUUGAGGGAUUUUAAAGAGGAAACCAACCCGCACUCAGCAAACAGACCUUUGUUUCGUUUCUCAGCUAAUUUUUUAGCUUGUUUCAAGCAAACAGCUGUUCACUGUCGGAGGUUUUAAUGAGGGCGAGUUUGAGUCGAGAGGUUUUUCUCCUCAAAUGACGUGGAAUAGCACGAUGAGCAGUGGCUACAGCAGCUUGGAGGAGGACUCCGAAGAGUACUUUUUCACGGCCAGGACCUCUUUCUUUAAAAAACCUUCAGGAAAAGUCACAGAGAGCAAGGUAAACACACAAAAGCAUGUGCUUCUUUGUAGAAUAAUACCUCUUGUAUGCAGUUUGAGUCACUAAGACAGGCAGACCAACUUUUAAAGGACAGGUUGUCUCUUAGAGGGUCAUCGCUCAGAACCUCAUUGCAAAAUCUGUCAACUUUGAUUUUCAUUAUUUUCUUCACAAAAGCACAGUUGGAAUAUUAAUUAAAUCAUCAUUAUCUACUCUUUAGAAGUCAAUCUUGAGUUCGGCAUACAACUAGUACAAAAAAAAUCUAAACUUUUUUAAUUGAAAGAUCACUUGUGCAUAAAGUUCACUUGUCGUUUCAAUUCCACUUCGCCACGUAAUGCCAAGAUUUGAUAAAGGAAUGCCACCUCCAAAACCCCCAGUUUUGUACAUUUUUUGUGCCGAACUCAGCAGAAGAGUAUAAAAAUAUAUGAAGUCAUAGUUUUAAGUUUAAUCUUUUUACUCUACGUUUCCUAAGAGUAAGCAAACAUUGAAACAAGACAAUGGCUUCGAGGGAUAUGGUGCAAGUGGCAAGACACAGCUGUUCGACUAUGGGGGGAAAAGAGGAAGCUGUAAAGUUCAUAAUGUUGUGCAGAAUUUGAAAGAAGGCCUUACAGAGUUUUCAAAAGUCAGUUUCAGUUUAGUUUUUGUUUUUUGCAUGACCAUAAACUAGAAAACACUAAAUCAGCAGAAUUGUUUAGUAAGCUACAGAGCUACUCACACAAAGAGUCUGUGGCUUAAUCCUGUUUUGACAGUUUUGAUAGGUUUAGUCUAAAUUUCAUAUGACAAUGAGGAUUGAGUUUACAGCCUGUUGCAAAUAGUACUCUAAAGCUGAAACAUUGAAAAUAUGAGUUUGUCCUCCAUGUGAGGGCAUUCAGGACUGAGCAGUAGGUCUUCAAUAAAGCAGUAAAAGCUUGUGAUCAGCAGGCCAGUUAUUAUCACCCCCCAGGGACUCACACAAGACCCAACACAAACUGAACCUUGUGACCAAAUUGGCCCAAAACCAGCACUUAAAACCACUGAAUGAAAGAUGCUUUCAGGGACAGGUUUUUAAAGUUGUUUUUGAAGGCGUUCUUUGCAUGCAGACUGACAGAAUUAUGUCAAGCCUGGACAUGGGAUUGAGUUAAAACCAAAGACAUUCAGCUUUAUCAUGUCUGGAACUUGAAAAAUUAGGUCACAUUUCAGGUCCUGGAAUAAGUACCGGGGCCGGCUAGACUUCAAGUGGCUCUCACACACACUGAUCCACUUGUCCGCACACUCGCAUGCACUCAGAGGCUCACAGUAACUCAGACUGUCUUGCAAACACAGCUGUUUUGUCCCACACUUUUCAGCAUACUGUUACAGAAUUGAGCUAUUCUUCUUCUUCUUCUCAGCCCACUUCAAGAGUGUGUGUAUGUGUGUGUGUGUGUGUCGCUUGCAGAUUCUUGCAGCAAUGCAUGACCCUUCUCUUUCCCAUAACAGACCUUUAACUCUCAUCCUCAUUCCUCAUGGCAGUGAGUGUGAGUGAUGCACAAUGUGGGACACUCAGUGCUGCAGAGGUUGCGACCUGUGGUUUCUCAAACUGUCAACUUGAAAUGGGACCCUGGCUGCUGUAUGCUGUGCAUGCAUCCCACAUGCCAGCAUAAUUACAACUAUCACAGGGACGUGUCCUUUCGGAAAAAUGUGUGGCACUGCUGUAUGAAAUUAGUGGUUGUGUAUCGGAAAAAUAGAGGGUUAUGUGUGAGUUCAGUUGAUGUGUAUUUUUGUUAACCGGUGAGCUGUGACUGGUGUGAAAGAGAGGAAUUGGUUCAGGUUAGGAGAAAUGACUUUUAUACUUUUAUACCAAAAGUGAUGCUGAUGUUGUGUUGUGCAUUAAAGAGAGAAAAAUCAAAGUUAGUUUAUGAUUGCUUUGCUGUUUGGAGGCUCAACCUGCUUGAUUUGACCAUCGCAUGUAUGAACUUUUGAACCAUGGGGUUGACUAAGCAGUAGUACUCAAAGCCCUUUUUUGUACAGUGAUCCCACAACAAUACUGUAAAGAAGCGCCUGUCAUCAUGCCAGCUUUGCUUCGUUUACACAAAGCCAAACAACACAGACAUACAGUGCUGCUGUCCUGAGUGAGCGUUUUAUUAUAUGGUGGAGAUGGAGUGGGAUGGAUGAAAUAGAGAUGCACUGAUAUAUAGGGAUGGGAAUAGAUAAGAUUUUAUCAAUAUCGAUGCCAAUAUCGAUUCUGCUUAUCGAUUCAAUCUUUUAACGAUUCCUUCAUCAAUGCCUUUCUUUGAUUUGAAAAAAGUAGACUAUAGGUUUUCACCCUUAAGGUCCUUACACACCGGGGCCGACGCGAAUAUAGAACGUGAAAUUACGAAAUAUUCAGAGGUGAAUUUUGACGGGCCUGACUACACACAUCAAGCCCGAUGCAAUUUUGCGAAUUUCCGGGGUGAAAAAGAAGCAUCCUGGGUAAGAAUUGUCCCGGGCAAAGUGCUGCCUCCUUCGCCUCUGAUUGGCUAGAAAAGCUGGAAACGUCAUCACACGCUCAAGCUUAACGGUCAGCACUUAUAGCCAAUCAGAGGCAAACUAUUAAAGCACACAAACCAUCUUGUUUGUUGGUGUUUAUAUGUUUUUACAGCUUGAUGAGACUGAAAAAAGAUUUAAAAAAGCAGUGUACACGUGUUUUUAGUCCACAUUGUCCUCAAACUGUGCUAAAUAUCAGCUGGAAAGUCACUUUCACCGUAUAGUAAUGUCAUUUAAAGUGCAAGUUGGCAGGAAUAAUGGCGUGUUUAUGUGUGUGUUUAUGGAUUUGAAAUUAGGGAAGUGCCCCACCUUCCUUAUCUGGAUAUGACCUUCGGGAAUGAACUUUUGACUAAAGCUCACGUUGAAUAGUAGUACUCAGAGUAACAGGCAGUAAUUUAAGCACUGCACAGCCAACCUAUUCAUGACUGUUAAACUGAAAUUAAACUGCAGGGGACAAGGAGACACUAUAUUUGAUACAGGUCCUCAAAUUUUGUCCAUGUGGGUCAAACAGCAGCCUGAAACCCAAAACAAAAAUCCUCAUGUAUGAAAGCAUUGUCUCUCUCUGAGGUGAAGUAGUUAAUUGACUGAAUUGAGUUCAUUUGAUUUGAAAGCCACAUAAAACAGAAUUUCCCUUUUAAGAUUAUAUCUGUAAACCCUUCAGGCUCCAGAGUAAUGUGGGUAGAUAAUCAUUUCCAACUUGCUCUGGAUCAGGAAAACCCCUGAGGAUUUCAAGGAGGGGUAAAACCAGACCCAGAUGACACGGUUUACCUUCUUCAAAUGAAAUCUAACGCUUAAUUUCUGCACAGUCUGACACUUAAACUUUUUCAACAUUUAAAAAACAGCCUCAGAUUAUUAAUGACCACAAAAAGUGAAGACCAACUGUGGUUUUGGCUGGACUGUAAUCACAUCGGUUCCCAGGAGACACUUCACCGAGAGGUUCCAGAGUUUAUAUAAGAAAGUGAAGUUUAAUGAGGUUUAGAGCAAACAGAAGAGACAGGACAAACACGAUGAAUGAUGGGUAAUAAACCGAUUCUGGAUGGUCUAACUGGGAAAUGAGACGGAGCGGUCUGUCCAGAGGUGGAUUUAUCUCCAUAUGUCCAUGUAGAUUCUCAUUCAUCCAGGUCAUAGUUAUCUUGAAGACUUAAAAAACAGGCAACUGGACUGUGUACUCUACACAGUCCAGUUGCCUGUUUUUUAAGUCUUCAAGAUUUAUCUCCAUACUCCCCCACACACACAUGCGUACGCAGAGACACACACGCAGACAUUGUCACCCCCGCUCGCCCAGUCCUCCACCUUCUCAAUGGUGUUUCUGUCGGGGAAAUGUCACUGUGACCAGAGGGUCUGUGUGUCCCAUGGAAAAAAAAUGCAAGAGGGUAAUCCCACCCAACCCCCCCAGAGUCCACACACAUACACACACACUUACAAACGCACAAAUAUUAAAACACACCCACACACUAGACGGCUAAAGCAGCUCAUCUUCAUUUCAAAUCAUCCUCUCAGACGGCCCGCUCACACUCUGCUGCAUUCAUCAUCUGUUAGAUGGGAUGUUUGGAGGUUUGUAGGCGUUGUUACAGCACUGACGCUGAAUUAUUUUUCACAACAAGGAAAAAAAUCUACUGAUUUGUGUCAAAAAAGGCUUUACAUUCCUACAAAAUUCACCAAACUACCUCAAACUGGUGCAUGUAUGUUUGCCUCGUUUGUGGUGAUUGUCCUAGCAUGCACCGGGACAAAUGCAGAGGGGAUUACAGCAUUGAAAAAACACACAGAUAAACAAUGCAUUAUUAAGCUAUUAGUAGAUAGAAAGAAAGCUGCUACAUUUUUAUAUUUCUACAGUAGUUUUUCAAUCUAAAUGUCAACGUUGUCUGCUUUUGGGGUCACUUUUGAGAUGAAAUUAGGAUUAUUUAUGCUGAUUGGAUAGAAAAUGCAAUUUAUAGAUGCAUGUUUUGGCUCUUGGUAACCUUGAUAAGCAUUUUUUUUCAGUAUAUUGUCAAUCUGCAUAAUGAUAAAUAGUGAUGAGAUUUAAAAUAAUUCAAUGUAGCAGAAAAGUUGUAUAUUGCCCAUCAUGUUGACUUGAAAAUACACUAAUCCACUGGCUCAAAUAUGCAGAAAUCUUUGCUUUAAAACUCUAAUUUGAAGUCUCUGAUUGAAGUCCAUCCGUCCUGGUUUAAUGAGUGUUUGACCCACUGCUUUUGUUUUCCAUAUAUCGCACAUUAGCUUAGUACAGAACAUCUAAUGUAGUUAACUCCAACAGUGCUGCUGCUGUGUCUGUUUAAUGGGUGGAUGUCAGCAGGUCAGCAGCUUGUCCUCCACUCAGCAGUGUCAGCUGAUCAUGAAUAAGUUAAUGUAGGAUGGUAGUGAGGGGUCGAUGUCCGUAAUCCUCUCUGGUUCAUGUGGCUUCACAAGAAGAAGGAUGGUUUAGAGCUCUGCUAGAGUCCAACACAGGGUUGCACCAGCUAAGUUCAAAUGGAGUAUAAUUCAAUAUAGCAUAGUAUCGCGAUAUUUUGCCUGGUGAUAUAUCGUAUUGUCUCAUUUACCAAGUAUAGUUGUUUUUUUUAAAUAAUUGCCAAUAUCAAGUCAAAUCUAUGAUAAUGGAAAAAUAAAAUCAACUGUUUGUCCAGUGAGGUUGGCAGAGGUGAAAUCAUAGAGCAGGAGAAAGUUAGUGCAAUAAAUAUAUAUAUAUAUAUAAGGUUUGCAAGAUGUGCUACAUGAAAAUAAAAUACUGUGUAAAUAAGACGAACAUAAAGGAAACAUAACGUAACAGUUGAAAAAAAUGUAUAAAUCCCAAUAUAUUGUAUCGUAGUACUCACUGUAUCGAAAAAAGUUAAAAAUCGCAAUAAUAUCAUAUCGUGGCCCAAGUAUUGCUACAAUAUCGUAUCGUGGGACCACUAGUGACUUCCACCCCUACUUGGCACUGCUGUGCCAGACGUUUGCACCCAAAUACUCAUGCACUUUUUUAGAAAAUGCUGAGUUUUAACCUAGUUUUGGUGUUGCAACGACUUCUUCCUCCUGCACUUCUGCUGUCUGCAUGUCAAAGCGACAGGAGUAAUAAGUUAAAAUUCAACAGCAUGCAAACACAGAAGGUUGUUAUGAUUUAUUUUACCUUUUCUUUAAAUAAAACUCUAAACAUCCUCUUGAAUUUAGCAAAUCCAGUGUUUCCCCUAGAAAUUUUUUUCAGCUGCAGCACUGUUACCCCCAAUCUCUUACCACUCAAGGAGCUACGCUGCCAUGUUCAAGUUAUGUUACCUGCGCUACUCGCUUUCUUGACCGUGUAUUAGCUUGAACGUUACCCUUCACAUUAAUGGAAGAGGGUCUGACAGGAUUUGAUGCGCUCGUUGAUGAGUUAAAACAUGUCAAAAAUAACAUUGUGUGUUGUUGUGCUCACACAGUGCGAGUAGAAAUCGUUAGUGGCGCAUUGAUAUUAAUGAUCAUGUGAAAUUUCAGUAGCGGCGCACGUAAUUUCAGCGGCGUUGCACCGCUGAAUGAAUGUCGGGGAAACAAUGAAAUCCAUGCUAUAACAGCCUUAAAAAGAAAGAUUUUAAAAACGCAUAACUUUUUAUUUAUAGCAUCAUGUCUGUUGAUUGAUUUAUAAACAGUUUUAAAAAAGGUGGCCUGUAUUAUGUCAUAAAUGUGGCUUCUUUUUCAAGAGGAAAUAACAGAUUUAGUUGCAGCCAACAUUUUUACUGGUAUGAAAGAGCAUUUUUUCUGCCCUUUUGUUCUAACAUGGUGUAAUUUUUAAUCUGGAUUUGAAAACAGCCUCAGGCCAAACAGUCCUCAUGUCUGAUCUGAACAAACAGACUGGGUUAAAAACUCAGUAGGAGCUUUAACCCCUCGCUGUCUGGGUGUUUUUCCAUUAAGUGCUUUCAGCCCGACCACUCCUUAAAGCUGUAUUCCCAGCCUUUAAAUCAGCUUAUGAUUUCAUCUGCAGUGUUUUAUGACAGCAUGAAUGUUUGCUUAUCACCACUGUGUGACAGAUCUGUUAGAGGAACUCUGAAUGUGUCAAUCUCAAACCAGAAGUGGUAUUUCCUCACAGUUCAUGCUGUAAAGUGAGCACACUGUUCUCACUCGAUGUAACAAAGUGCGGCCUGUGUUUACCUCUUACAGUACCCAAAUGACAUCAUAUUGUGGGAGUCUGUGUGUUGUUCCCUCUCCCCAGCUGACCGCUCCUUACCUCAGCUGAUAGAUUUAUGGUUCAGUAUAUCUACCUGACCCUACCUGCGCCCUGCAACCCUCUGCCGGUGUGUUCUCUUUCACUUCUGUUUGUCUGUAGACCCACUCGCCGUCAUUCCUUGUGUCCAGUCUGACCAGUUUUAUUUUUUUGCAUCUUUAUUUAGUCCUUUCAUGGGAACUUCUUUAGAAACUCACAUUCAGAGUGAUGUCAUUCUCCACCGCCGAGCUUCAGCCUGCUUAUCUGUCACUCUGGGAAAAGUACCGUAUGUUCUUUAUCUUUAAGGGUGAUGGAGAGACAGAGGGAGUGACUGUCAGUGAGAGACAGAUACAAAUCUUAUCUCUACCUCUGUUUCUUUCUCUUUUUAUGUCUGCAUCUUGGACUAGGUUAUUGUUUAUUGCAGCUGCAAACCUGUUGUCUCAUUUGGUGUACUUUGACCACUUUAUUCCCUUCAGUCUGAAUCUGUUCACGAAGAGCUUUAGAGUUAUGUGUUUAUAUGACUCUUCUGUUAUUUCCCCUCCUUAAUGCCACUUUGAGCUUUUUUUUUCACUUUGUCCCAGGAAUCUUUUUGUCCCCAGCUAAUAGGGACAUUAUCGGGCAAGAGGGGUUCUUAUUUUUGUGUUUUAGUCAGUUUCAGGUUCAAGAUUCUGCAAACUUAGAGCAACAAAUCCUGUUUGUAUUUUUGACCAUCAUAGAACCAAUACCCCGUGUUGUCUUUCUCUUCCUCUCAGACACGUGAAUCCAAAUCUGUCCCCUCUCACAUUCUCCCUCUCUAGAUUUCCUUCCUCUGUCUGUUCAAACUCACCCCUGUCCCCCCUUUCUCUCUCUCACCCCUUUUCUCAUCUUUUCUCACUUGUUCCUCCUCCAUUGUAUGUCACUUCCUCAUUCCUCUUUGCACUACAUCCGGUUCAGUCGACGCUAACAAGGCCUCCCAGACCUGGUUGUUGGUCACAAACUAUAACCGUGAUGUUUGGUUUUACACAUUGAUUGGAUUUUUGUCCAAUGAUUUGGUCGUGUUACAAUGAAAAAAAACGUCUUUGUUUCCGUCAUCUUGUGUCUAAUAACUUAUUGUAACCUGUCUUCCUUCUUCUGCAGAGGUUUCAGUUUUUCAGAGCAGAUUCCUGAAAUUCACUCAUCCAGUUGCGUGGCAUUAGCCUUCUCUCUGACACUGUAACUAAAGGCCUUAGAGUUCAAGUUUGACUAAGAGUUGAUCUUUCCUUGACCUUCUUUAAACCUUACCAAAGACUAUUAGGCCAACUGCACUGAUUCAGAUUAUACUCAUGACCCACACUAAACUAUUUACCUCUCUUUAAAGCCUUGAUUAAAUCUCAGAUCUGGGACUUUUCCCUUUGAGAAAACUUAGUUUUAUUAAUGUCAUUGUGCUUCAUUGGAGUCAGUCUUCUCUUCAAGCUGCCCUAAGAGGCCACAAGUUGGUCUCCUUCUAAUCUGAGCUUCAGGUGAAUGUGUGUGGAGGUGUUUUGUGUGUCUUAUGUGAACUACAGAGGUGUUUAAGCUUCUUUGAGACGCCUUUGCAGUGUUUGGACUCACAACACUGCCAUGCCAACCAUAAACACAGGAGUUGGUGCCGGGUCUCUUUGCCUUUCAUGUUUGCGUCCAUGAGGGCUUUGUCGAUUGUUCUGCUUGAAGCUUGGUCAAACAGUUGCUCAAUGUUUUCCCUCGGCUCAGAAAUGUGGCUAGAAUUUGGUGUUUUAUUGCAAAAGAACAUUUAUUGGCAGCUUCAGCCACUUAGAGCAGAUUAGUCUGAAGUGUUUCCGUUGGUAUUCUUAUUUUAGAAAGGAAAACUGCUGUAUGGAAGUAUUUCCCUCUCCAUCACUGAUGUCAGAUUAUAAUAUGUGUACAGUAGCUGUUGGUGAACUUUGUCUCAACUCGCCUGGAGGAAUGCCAUCAGUCUGAUUUUCAGUUUGGUUUUAUGAGUCUCUUUAUGGUUCUAGAACUUUCACACCCAAAGAAAACGCACAGAGGGACUUUAACUUACAGGUAGAGUUAAAUCUCCAGACUUUCCAUCAGCAGCAUUGAGUUACCAAAUUUUUUCAGUUCAAGUAUGUAGGUCGGUUAACAAAUUUAUGAAACGCAAGAAAUACAAAUCUCAGUUUCUGACUGUUUGCACAGUAAAAUGGGAUUAAUGCUGUGUUCCAGUUACCUCAGAAGUCAGAUGUCAGAACUGGGAAUGACGUUACACCCAAGUUGACGGCGAUCUAGUAAACAAGUCUGAAAACCAUGAUGGACGCCUACAGCGUCGUUGUUAGCUGUUAUUUACAAUUGUCAGCCGUUGUUAGCCAUAGUUAGUUGUUUUAUUAGCCAUUGUCAGCUGUUGUUAGUUAUAGUUAGUUAGUCUUGUAAGUUACCAAAGUUGUAAACAACGUAUAACACAGCAUUUUACUUGUAAACACCAUAGCACCGUGUUCACAGUUUGACCCUGAGCAGUACAACAAAUACCACUUAUUUAAUUUUACAAAAACAACACAGAAGUACUAAUAAAUAAUAAAUUACGAGAGCUUUCACUGUUACUCUUUACUGUUGACACACUAUGCUGCCAUCUUGGAUAAUGACGUUGUCGUCAAGUCAGUGUUGGUGAGGGUCGUCCGACUUCAGGAGUGCGUUCCAGAUGAAUUUCCUGACUCGGAGCUAGGAAAUUCCGACUUCCAUGUACAACUGAAACGCAAUAUUAUUACGUAUCAUAAAAUUAUGGCCUCUCAUUGCAGCUAGCAUGGCUUCCCAGACCUGAUUACAUCCAAAUGAACCCAUGUAUUGCGAUGGUUGGAUUCUGCAGUUAUUUUUGUUGAAUAUAACACUUUUAAACAGUGUUGACUCAUUUAAGACAUCAGCACUGAUAUAUUAAAACAAAAAAAUCCCCACACAAACCCUCCACUGAUGUUGUAACUGUGACUACUGUGGCUUUUUCACUCUGACAGAUAUUAAAUUUACAAGGACCACCUCUGUGCUUUAAUGCACUGGAAAGACUUUUCAGUAGAUAUCAGGUUCAGUCAACAUAAAUGUCAAAUCUGCUACAAAAACAUGACGAUUACAUCAUAACUUGUGCACACACUGUGAUAUCAGUCUAUCUUUACCCGUGAGCCAGCACAGGUGUUUUGUGUGUGUGUGUAAAGAGGGGAGUCACUGCAGUGUAUUGUUUUGAAGUCCAGUCUCUGUGUUCUGUCUGCAGGUUACAUAAAGGUUUUUUAUGAGAAGCUCUGCAUGUCCAAAGGAAACAUUAGUGGAAUUGUUCUUAACUGUGCUGCCCUCCCUAUCUCUUCAAACACAACCCAAGUGCUUUUAUGCCUGGAAACGCACACACACAUACACACACACACACGCGCCUGCUAACACAGCAGUGGUCUGUGUUGUAUAAUAAGAUAAAUCUGCCUUUGAAAGCACCCACCUGCGUCAUGGAGAGUAUGAGGAGUUAGUAAGGACUCUAUGUGUGUGUGUGAGAAAGAGAGAAAGAUGCAGGUGGUUUAACUCCUUUAAGAUGCAUUCAAGAUGCAGUAUUUGACUAUCAAAAUAUCCUUCACCUCUGACUGAAUCCACAUGUCAUUUUACUAUGCAGCCUUGGCUCAUGGUCAACCUGCUAAUGGAAACAUUUCCUAGCAAAAAAUGUGUUUGGAGGUAUUUUUAAUGUUUGCAUUCGUUCUAUUAUUUCACAUUCUGUUCUGUUCUAUUCAGUCAUGUUCUAUUCUAUUCUACUGCAUUCUAUUCUAUUUAAUCAUGUUCUAUUCUAUUCUCUCUACUACAUUCUAUUCUGUUCAAUUCUAUUCUAUUCAAUCAUGUUCUAUUCUAUUCUAUCUACUACAUUCUAUUCUGUUCUAUUUAUCUACUCUAUUCUAUUGUAUUCUACUGCACUCUGUUCUUUUCUAUUCUAUCUACUGCAUUCUGUUCUGUUCCAUUCUGUUUAUCUACUGCAUUGUAUUCAGUUCUGUCCUAUGUAAUCAUGUUCUAUUCUAUUCUAUUCUAUUCUAUUCUAUUCUAUUCUAUUCUACUGUGUUCUGUUCUAUUCUAUUCUAUUCUACUAUAUUGUGUCCUGUCCCAUUCUAUUUUAGUUUUAAACUUUUAAUGUUGAUAGAAAUAUCUUUAUUUCAUCCCCUGUUGGAUAAUAAUCUUGUUUUUUUAAGAAUGAACAUUUUUAAUCUGAAGAUAUUUUGACAGUCUUGUCUUAUUUCCUUGUGAACUCAAUGCCCUUGGAUUUGUUCACAGCUAAACAUCUUUAGCAGUUUUGACCAAAGAUGCAUUUAGUUUUUUUGUUCUCUCUUCUCUAACAUUUGAGAUAUAAUAAAACACAUGAAAAUCGUUCAUCAACAAUGAAAACAAGCAGUAACUCUUUUACUCAUCCAUUCGCUUUUGUAAAUGCUGCUUAUAAAUCUCGUCUGUAGUGAUGAGUCAUCCAACCAGCUGCUUUAAACAGACUCCUCACUGUAUGGCAGCGGUCCAUACUGUCUGAACAGGUGGUGGAGUGGCUUUCCUCCUCUAGCCUUCACUUCAUUUGACCUCUUUGUGGAGGUUAUACAACAGAGUUAAAAAAAACACCACAAGUGAGAUGUUAUCAACUUUUUAAAACCACCAAAGAACUUCACUUUUACUCUUGUUGAAAGUUCUGCUCCCUCUUUUCCUCUCUUUGUCGUACAGUCUGAGAUAAUUUGACUUUCCUUCAAAAUCACUCAUUAAAAUAGUUGUUUACUGCCGUCAUUAUUUCAGUUUGUUUGCACUAAAGCGAGUGUGGCCUCCUGCCCCGUCUCCUCUGUGUUUACAGGAUCAGUAAUGAAGCGUGUGUUGGUUGAUCUCUGCUGCUGUGAGCUAUUCUGUCACAUACCAUUCUUCAGUUAGAAACUCAUCUGGGAGCAGUUCAGACCGGCUGUGAUCUCCGGGGUCGCCAUUAUCACCAAACCGCAGCGCACUUUGAGGCGGUUGGCGCUUUCUUUGAUGUGCAGAGCAGAAAGUGAGAGUCAGAUGCUGAAGAAUGACAGGGCAGGUUUACGGAAAGUGUGCGUUGAUGAGUUGAAGACCACCUCCUCAGAAAGCCUUCAGAGGUUUUCUAUUAAAGGACAGAUAUUUUUGGUGUUGUGGUCAGUUCAAGGUCAGAGAAAGCUGCUGAACAAUGGGCUGUGACACAUUUUUCACAUAGUGUUUCUUUUUAUUUUUUAUAUGCUUACUGUAGAGAUUAUUUACCCAAAUUUAUCUGAUGUAUAUGUUUCACUUUAAUCACUGUAAUAUAAAAAUCUCAGGUUACACCAUGAAAAGGGACGUAACAACAAAAACUUGUUGAAAGUAGGGGUGGACUGAUAUCAGCUUUUCAGGGCUGAGAAUUAGGAGUUGAUGAAGCCAAUAACUGAUAUUCAGAUCAAUAUGCAAUGACAGUAAAAAUUAAAAACUCAUGUCACAAUGUCGGAUUCAGAAUUUUGAAAAUGAAACACCUGCAGUGAAGCCAAAGCAGCACGCUUAUUAAUUCAUCUUAUCAGCAAAAUGUGUAAUAAAAGUCUGAUAAAGAUAGUCUGUCUGAGCUGAACUUUGGCCCCGAUAACUGACCAAAGUGGAGAUGCACCGAUCCAUUUUGGCCUCACCUGUCUUUCCCUCUUUGUUAUGGACUGGAUGGGGUGGAGUCACAUUUCUGACGUAGGAGAGCAUCUUAAAGAGACAUGAGACCAUAGCCUACUUACACACAUCCAAAACAAACUUUUAUUUGUUCAUUUUUUUGAUACCGAAUAUAUUGACAUGGGCAAAAUGAUGUUGAUAUUGUCGUGAAUUUCAGUAUCGGUUAAUUCUCAGUAUAUUGCUCAGACCUAAUAUCAGAUUAAAACGUGUAUAAAAGUAUGACCUUUUUUUUCUUGUGAGUGCAAACGUGGUCAACUAUAACUACAUUUGAAGAAAGAAAUGAAUGAUACAAAUACAUUAAUACCUGCCAAUCUCUAUUUAUAACUUGAACGUUUCUUUUCAAAAUAAGACUCUGCAACCCAUUUGAACAUCACACAAGCAGAGGUUAUUUGAGUGCAAACUGAAAAGCUUUGAAGUGAAACUUUAAGGCCUCAGCUGUGAUAUAAAAACAGAACAAUCGCUCCAAGUUGGCCACAUUUUUGCUGUCCUGAAAUCCAGUGAACUCAGCGCUUCGUGUAAUAUGUUCAAAAAUAAGGUGUAACUGUGUUAUUGGUCUGUGAAGACUCUUAACAGCAUUCCACACUCCCCACUCAUCACACCGCAGCACACCUAAUGUCGGGUCUACUCAUAAUGAUGGUGUUAAGAGUCAGGCUUGCGUGCCAAAUAAACCAUCCUCCUCAUGUGUGUCAUUAGUCGUUUCAUGUGACACUUAAAAUGGAGCAACAGACCCGUGCUGAAUGUACUGUUCUGUUCACACACACACAUCAGACACACACACACACACACACACACACACACACACACACACACAAACAGAGUCUCAGCUGUAAGCCUUCAAGGUCUGUGGGUUCUGGAUGUAGUGGCUGGUCAUUAUGGCGAUGUGUGAGGUGGUUUUGAGUAUUAGGAUUUGGCUCACAUGGUUGAAAAUCACUCAGACUGUGUUUUGGCUCGCUGGAUGUGGGAAUAUGUGUGAGUUUGUGUGUGUGUGGGAGUGUUGAGGCUCUUUUAAAGGGAUUUUCCAGUGUUGCAGAGGUGAAGGACUGACAGUAUAGUCAUCACACACACACAUAGAGCAUUAUAUCUCACAGGUAUUGUUUCCCUUGUCUCUAUUAUCAGGCCUCGGACAGACACGCCUGCUUUUCACGGCCGCAUUGUGUCUGUUGUAUCACAGAAACGACUCAUAGUACCGUGAUGCUACUUUGAUUGUAAUUUUAGACCCACUUCUACCUGUCACAUAGGCUGUGAAUAAAGAGUAUCGAACAUAGAUACUGUCUGAGUUCGUCUUUGGUUGGAAAUAUCAUACAUUUAGAAGUUUGAUUGCUUCGUUAAACUCUCCAUAGAGCCAUUUCCCAAUCAAAGGUUGGUGGUUUGAUCCCCAGCUUCUGCAGUUUAAAAGUCCAGGUAUCAAUAAGCUGAACACUGAACCUCAAGCUGCUGCUGCUGCCUUGUUGAAACAUCUUAUUUUCAUGCUAUAAUGCUAGCAUGCUAAAAUUCCACUUGGUAGCAUCUGAUAGUGCUUUGAGUUGUAAAUUGUGUAAUCUGCACAGUCCAUUUCUCAUGCAGUAGGAAUUUUUGGACAUGAAGAGGUUCAUUAACUAACAAACAUGUCAGAGGUGAUUAACAGUGACUGGCUCGUCGUCGAUGUGUUGCUUCAUGUCUGACUCAUAGAAGCUGUUAAGAGGACUCCUCUGUGUUUAUUUAUUAUUUUUGUUCGGCUGGAUUCUUCUUAUAAAAUAUACUUAGUCUUUGUAAAUAAAAAGUCACUUUAAUGAGGGAGUUUUUGACGAGGUCCUAAAAAUGUAUCAUGGAUGGCCUGAAGGGUUGGAGCUUCAAUCCAAUGAGGUCAUUUUAGCGUCGACCUGAGUAGUCACAGACGUGUUUGCGCUCAUAAAUGACAUCAUUCAUUUCUCUCUCAGCUUGAUGUGUUUACAUAAAGUUAAUGAUUAUUAAUAAUUACACCUGUGUUUACAAGCUUGUCCACAUUUGUGCAAAAAGUAACAGAAGUAACAUCCCUGUUCUUUUUCUACUGUUAUUUUGAGAAAAACAGCCAUUACGAGUUACUAGAAAUAGCUAAAGCACUACAUGUAUGUACAGUUUUUUGAGUUUUCUUCCUGGGGAGAGAAACUCUCCAGAGGCAGUCUGACUUAUUGUUGGCAAAUACACACACACACACUUCUAUUAUUUCACCACCCAGCCCUCCUCGCCUUCCUCGCCUUCCUUGUCUUCCUCUAAGGUCAGCAUGAAGUUUCAUAAUCUCAACCCACACAUGCUUACUCACCUCCUCCUCCCCACACACACACACAUGCUCAUACACAGACAAACACACACACCUCUUACCCUGUUACCCAACUCUUCUUGUGAUAACAAAUGUUUCAUUUUUCACCUUUUGCUGCUCGUAUUUUGCAAUCCUUCCAGUUCAGGAGUAUCUGAUAAACUUCAGCUUUAGUUUUUUUUUUUUUUUUUCCUGGCAUUACUGCGUUUAUGGAGCAGUGUUACUCUGAGUUAAUGAAGGACGUUUUUCAAUCUAAUGAGAACAUUUCUCAGCAGGAAAUAAGCAGUUUAGACAGCGACUCCAGUGUGAGCUGACACUCAACACGGCUGGACAGUAUUGUAUUUUCUUUUUGUACUCAUCUCCAAAGAAACCGAGUAACUGCAUGACAAGAAGUUUUGUUAAACCUAGAAAACCACAGAUGAAACUGGUCACACAAGAAACUCUCAGUCAUUUAACCCCCAAAUGAGUGUCUUUUUGGACAUAGAUGACGAGUUACAGGAAUUUCUGAGGAAAACAACCUUUGUCUGGCAAACUUUAAUCAUCUGGAUGCAUUAGCCAUCUGUUUAAGGAUACAGGUGUAGACUAAUGUGUUGACCUUAAGCCAAGAUUCUUCAAUGCAUUGUCUUUGUUUCCAGUCCGAACCCUUUCGCUCUUGGUACAAAAUGUUUCACACUGGUAGACUAAACCCUCCGAUCAUAAACAGAAAUCACAGAAAAACUUACACUAAAUUAGGGCUGGGCGAUAUGGCCUCAAAUCAAUAUCACGAUAUAUUAAGCAGUUCAUAGACGAUAACUACUCUACCAGCUGCUCACCCCCUCCCACUUUAACUUCGUCUACUUCAGCCGCCACUCCAGCCACUACAACUGAACCGUCUUCCAUCUCCUCACCUGUCUUUCCCUCUUUGUUAUGGACUGGAUGGGGUGGAGUCACGUCUCUGAUGUCUUAAAGGGACAUGAGACCAUAGCCUACCUACACACAUCCAAAACCAACUUUAAUUUAUUGACUUUUUGUCACCAAAUAUACAGAUAUGGGCGAAAUAACGUCGGUUAUUGUUGUGAAUUUCGGUAUCGGUAAAUUUUCGGUUUAUCGCCCAGCCCUGCACUAAACAGAAACUUACACUAUUAUGCAAAGAACUUGGAAAAUAAGCACCAUCAGGACAAUAAUGAGUCUGGUUUUAGUUAAUAUGUUUUUUACUUUUACUACCAGAGAAACAAAAAUUAUUUAUUUGAUUUUCAUUCAAGCUUUGAGUCGCUCAUAUAUCUGCUCUUAUCUGUGUAGGAAGUGUCUUCUGGAAAAUAAAUCUCAUCUUGCCGUGUUUUAAGAGUUCAAUUUAUAAUUCACUGCAGAUCGUUUCCGUGCAAGAUUUGAAAAUAAGCUGCGUCUUCAAGGCUCCCAUCCUCAGGCAUUAUAAUUACUAGAAAGAAGUGGUUGAUCUGUUGCCGCUUGUAGCUUAUAAAAAGCCAUCAAUGAUCAUUUCAGUCUCCUUACAGGGAUUUUAAUUCUAUUCAAUGUUUUCUGUCCUAACACGUGAUUGUUUUCCUCUUUCUUUUUUAUGUAUUAUGAUUUUCUCUCUUCCCAUUUUCACCAUCUUCCCUUUUCUUUCUUCCUUUUCCUUGUUAUCCAUCUUUUUAUUGCUGUCAGACAGUCGAGGUUUUUAUCUCUGGGUGGUCUUUUCUCCAAACAGACGUCUUGUGGUCGAGUUGAGCAGUAACUGUGUAUCCUGUCGCUGUCUCAUCUGUCCGUGUUGUUCUUACUUAACCACUCUUUGUGAUGUCAGUCAUCCACAUUGGUUCACAUCGAGCCGCUCUCUUGUCUUUGUGCGGUCCGGAAAAUUUAGUCUGCAGGUUUCACUUCCCUGCUUGUAAAGACAAUAGAGUCACCUCCCCUCUCUCUUCCAAAGAAAAACCAACCAUUUUUAAAUACAGUACUGUAACGGUGUAUGAGGUAAUCUUACAAUUAUAAUGGAAGUUGCAGCCAGGGCUAGUCGGAUAGAAGUCACUGAGGUGGCUGGAGAUAUCUGCUCUGUAUUGACGUCUAUUAACAUGGGAUUCGCUGUUUAUGAAUCCUGUUGUGUGCAUGUUUCUGUCCAUUAGCGGGGGUCAAAUGUUAAAGAGGAAAAGGUGUGAGCAUUUCCACUUGUUCAGCACAUUAAUGUUCUCCAAUAUGUGCAUGUGUGUGUGUACCCAUUAGUGCAGGAAUGCUGGGAGGAAAGGUGUGUCCGAUCUCCACUUCCCCCCACGGACUCAACAGGAAGUAGCAAAGAGAGGGAGGGUGGGGGGUGGAGGAGGGUUGACACGUGGAUACAGUAGAUAUUUGCUUAGAGGGGGAAAAAAGAAAAGCUGAUUCAAUAUGGAUAAAAAAAAGAGAUGAGUAAAUGUAUGAGUCCACGCCUUUGUCUUGAAGAUCUAUUGGUAGACAAAGUGAGGACUUGUUUCUUCUUUUUUGUUGCAUUUUGAGCUAAUCAUUCAGAAGUGUACUGUUGGAUGAAAAGAAGUAAGUAGUGGCUAACAGAGUGGCUAACGGGAGCCAGCGUUGCAGCCCUUUAAGGCCAUGAUUUUGCAUUGAAAGAAAUUGUAGGUCAAGACAAAUGGUACAGCAGUACAUAGAGAAUAAGUAUAAAAGUGGGGUAAAUAACAUAGAGUAUAUUAUUUAGUAAGAAAUUACCAUGGAAAAGACGCCUCACUUUAAAAUAAGUGGGUGCCUGGAGUCUGAGCAAAUUAAUCUGGGGGGAACUAUUCACAUCUCACAACUGCUAAUGCCACCUCUACAGAGCUAAACUACCAGACUAUUAUUUACUAGAAUGGCAAAAAAACAGAUCGUACAGGAGCUACACAGCUACAUACAAUCUGCACAUUGCUGACUUCACUGAUUAUUAGAUUGCUGACUUUCUUGGGAAAGCCCUAAAAACUAACUUAUUGACUAGUAUGACUUAAAUUCCAGACUGUAUGGGAUUCACAAUAUGGGAAAACCUGAAUAUAUUAAUGCAAAAGAAAGUUUGUUCACUUGCUAUUAUAAAGGUUGACAUAUUAGUAAAAAUACAUUUUCCCUGUAUGGAAUGAUUCGUUUACCCCUAACGUGCAGAUACUCUUAAGUAUCUCCUGUUAAUUUCAACCAAAAUAAUAGAGUUAUAAUCCAUUAAAUGACAAAUAUUCAAUGAUUACUUAUUUAAAUAUGAAUGUGAAUGUAUAUGUUUCAAUGUUGUCUCUUAUUGUCCAUUCGUGGAGAACAGUGGUUGUAUUACUUGAUAACAAAAGUGACAUCAGAUGGACAAAAUAAGUGUCUUAAUGUUUUAUUUGACCUUAAUUUUAGUCUCGUCGAACACAUAGCUCAGAGGAAGAUUUUCACGUGAGGAAGUAAACACAAAACAAGACAUAAGAUCUCUUUCUUCUCUUGUAAUGUAGGUUAGAUAAAGUUAGCACAGUCACAUCGCUGUGUUUAGUCUGCCUGUAGCUCCCACAGCACACAAAACACACAGGCCAGUGCUUUAAGGCCUGUUUAGCCAAGCUAAGCAUGUUUUGUCUGCAUACACACACACACACACACACACACACACACACACACACACACACACACACACACACACACACACACACACACACACACACACACACACCACAAACACACAUUGAAGCACAAUCACAUGAGGUGAUGUCAUGUAUUUACAGAUGGUGGAUGCAGAUGAGCAAGGUAAUGCUAAACAAAGGCAGGAAUGCUGCAGGUGUGUGUGAUAAAGGCUGAAAAAAAAAAGAAGACAUUUCUGUUCCUCUCUCACACAGACUAAACUUUAGCUAUCAGGGUUAUUUCUAUUGUCAUUUGGAGCAUGGAGACUCUGACAUACAGAUAACGUCUCUGUGUUUUCUUGCAUCUUCUCUUCUUUUUCAGUCUCACACUUUUUAGUUUUUCUCUUCUGCUUUUGGAGAAAUGUUUCCUAGAAGCCCUGAAAGAAGAGUCUGUUCUGCUUUUUAAUGCUCUUACAAGUGUUUUAUUAAGACACUUGAGAUUAAGAUGAAGUAUUCUUAAUGCUUACUUACAUAUUUUGUACCGGAAGAGUAUUUUAUGCUUCUGAUGAGGCCAUGAAAAGAUUAAAUGAGGACGUACAACUUCUUAAAAGCAGAUAUAAAUGAAUAGUUUGCUGGUUUAAUGUCACUCGGCAUCCAUGGUGCCAAACUUACCCUCUGAAACUAUCUCAUGCAACAUAAAGCCCAAGUUUCAACACUCAUAUUUCUACACUCAUGUGCAGUAAGAGAUAUGUAAAAGAAAACACAAAAGUAUUAUCGCUUAAAAAAAGUUUGUGUGUGAAUUAAGACAGAAAAAUCUGGGGAUAUGUCAAAGGCAUUAUGAUUUGAGGGAUUAAUAUGUAGAGUCCCAUGUUCAUUUGGUGAGAUAGUGCCAAAAAAUAUAAGAUUUUGUUAUUCCUACAUUUAGACUUGAUGUUUCCAAUAGUUCUGCGCUGAUUUUUCCUUAUUCUGAAACAAAUCUAGCUUGCUGUGAUUCGGCUAUAUGCAGAUGAUUUUGUGCUCUAUUACUGACAAACAUUUUGAGGGCUUUUGAUUAUAUGCAGACUAUUUUGAUCUCUGUUUGUGAAAUAAGCUUCAUUUGACUAAACAAUAUGCACACAAUGUAGCUUUUUGAUUAUGGAAAAAAAAACAUAAUAUGCUGUGAUUCCACUGUAUGCAAACGAUGCUUGGCUAUAUUUCUGAUAUUGAGCUAGUGUGGUUUGAAUCGACUCUAUGCAGAUGAUGUUGUUUACUGACUGUAAUAAAUCUCAGCUUUAACGCUUGUGUAAUCUGUAACAUAUGUUUUUGGUAAUUAGGCUAUGACUGUAUGCAGAUGAUACCCCUCUAUGACUACCACAAACUUACAUCACUCAAAACUGCCUCAAAGAAAGCUGCACUGAUGUGAUAAUUUCACAGACACCAAUUUGACCCUUUUGCCGAGUUAAACUGUUAAUAUUUGACAGAUGGACAGGGAUAUUGGAUACAGGCCUGAGUAUCAACUUUACUCAUCUGGCCUCACUCUAAAUAAUUCUCCGUCUCUAGUUGAAAUAAACGUCUCAUUCUGCAGGUUUAUUUGAGUUGUCUGUCAUGUGUCGGCAGACUUUUUGAAAUCCAGCUUCUGUCUUUUCCUUUCUCUGUUCAGUGUUGAUCUUCCAGCUUCAGAGGGAGGAUCCUCUGCGCUCUUAAAUGGGACCAUGACCUCAUUGUUGUAGCUCCGCUGUGCUCUGCUUCUCUUGUUUGUUUGGAUUUGGUCGCGCUCACCCUCCCAGUUCCUCUUAACCCUCUCCAUCCUGGACAUUACAUUAGGCCUGGACUGGACUCGGUCUCCCGCUGAGGCUAAUAUAACAUUAUUAGGGCCAUAAAUAUCAUUGUUUAUCAGAAUAAUCCAGCUAUGAUAUGAUCUAGUGAGGGAAAUAAAGCUUAGUGGGGGAUUUCUGCAGUCUCAAGUGGGAGUAUCGCUGUGUGUAAAACUCGCUGUGAUUCCUGUCAGAAAGACUUUGAGUUUGUGUCACAUGAAGGUUUAGAAAUCAUUCCUAAAAACACACAAGACAAACGAAACCUUUGUGCUCUUUUAGGCAAAAAAAAACCCUUUUAAAAAAGCUUUUCGCUUUUCUUAUUACUAUUGGGCGUAUCAUCAACUGAGCUAGUUCAGUAUGACCAAUGCUUUUAUGUUUCCACAGUGAAGUUUAUUGUAAAAUUCACUCUGGUGUCUCGUAUGUUAAAUAUGAUGUAUUCAGAUUUAUACUUUGAAAGUUUCCUCCAGAGAGAGGGUUACAUAAACAGACAGAUGAAUAAGACGAGUGCAGGUUUUACUAGUCAGUGAGUGAUGUAAGGAGAGCUUAUGUCGCUUGAGAGUCACUUAGUCUACUAGGUCACAGGGUUUAGUUUUGUAUAAGUAUAAAUACACAUAAACAUACAUUACGGUCAUGCGAGGAGGGAUUCCCCUGAGGCUGGAUCAUCGAUCAUGUUUCUGUUCUCUUUCUCUUUCACUUAUCAGCUUUCUUUCCCUGCCUCUGAAUAUCCUUCUUUCCCUGAAAGGUAAGGUAACAGAUAAUCUCUUAACCUGUCACAGUCCUGCUAAUAGGCUUUGACUCCUCUGACUGGAAGGUGCUUAAAUGAAAGCUAAAUGUCAAAAAAAAAAAAAGAAAAGAAAACCCUCAGGUCAAAGUUGAAAAGAAAGCGAGACAGAAAUUUAAGAUCUGAACUAAAGAAUCUGUUAUCUUCAGAUUAAAGGUAUCGAUAGUGGAAAUAGAAAUAACAUUUCUGCUUGCAUUUAGAGGCAUUGCACUUAUUAGUUUUAUGUAACUCUGUAUUUAUACUCCACUCCCAUUCAGUUGAAAGUAAAUACUGCAGUUUUUUUAAGGUGGUGGUUGAUGAAAGUGACUUUUCCAAUUCAGGCAUAAAAACCGGAAUAUGUUAAGUUUUUAAAAUACGUCAAAUUUAAAGUUUAAGUGGAGGUGAACCUUUUUUGUCUACAUUAUCAUGUCUUUACCCUUUUAGACAUUUCAGGUCCUUCUAGUUCAAAGCUCCUGUAAAGAGUUUAAAAGGCAGAUUAGUUUGGUUUGAAAAUUAUAGAUUUUUGAGGGUUGGACUGAUGUCUUUAAGGUAGUUUGUAGGACCUAAGAAUACUUAAAGCUCUAAUUAGGUACUUUUCGUUUGUGUCAAUUUUUUUUUCUAUCACUCAUUGAGAAAAGUUGUUCUUGAAAAUGUGAAGAAGGGGAUAAGCAUGAAGUAGAUCUGACACCUACCUCCCUGCGUGAGGUUUUAGGCAUUUGAAAAACUGUAUAGAAAUAAUCUUGCUUCUUGUUAAUGGUCUGGUUAUUUUUGGGGGGUCAUAAAGGGACGUCUAUUUUGAUUUCAGUGUCUUUUACAACCAGCUCAAAACUCCUCAAAGGGGCUUUAAAAUAAUUUUCAACAACUGUUCAAUACCACGAAAUAUACAGAAGUUAAAAAAAAGAGUUUUUCAUUUUUUCCUCCCUAAAAGCUUAUUGUCAUUUGCUUGUUUUGAAUCAUACCACUGAAACGUACAAAAAUAUAUAUUUUUACAAUUUCAUACAAAUUCUACUUCUAAGCUGUUUGUGCGUAGCUCCCAGAGCUUAACAAAGACUUAACACUCACUUGGUUUUCCCAUCUUUUAUCCUGGGACCCUUUUGUGGGGCUAACUCCAAGUCUGAGCUGACUGUAUAAAGUAGUUAAAACUACCUUAAUACACACUGAUUUAUCAUUAUUAAAUGGUAUUGAAUAUGUGUGAUUUUUAACCUUUACAAGUGUGCCUGUACAUUCUGGUGUUAGUCCUUGAGGGAAAAAGUCGUAGCUCUUUGGGAAUUUUCCAGUUUGGGAUCAAUGAAGUAUAUCUAUCUAUCUAGCUAUCUAUCUGUUUAUUUUCUCCCACUUCUCUUUGUGCGUGUGUUUGAGCAGAUUGUCGAGCUCCACUGUCCCUGUGUGUCCUCGUCUUUAAUCCUGGUGAUUCAGUGUUUACAUCUGUCAGGUAAAGGGAGAGGUCAGCAGCACUGAGGUGUCAGCUGUCAUGACAUGUUGCCAAAUGUACGUGUUUCAGUAAGCCCUGAUGUCAUGUACAGAUGAGUAAUCCAAGCCCUUUAAUUAACAACCUUAUCCGAGGCUUUUUGAAACUCUGAUUGAUGGUUUUUCUGUCAUUUUGAAGACAUAUGACCUAAAGAAAUCUUGAAAAAAUCACUAAAAUCAAUAAUCAGCAUUCAAAGUCAUCUUUUCUCUCUAACAGCCAAAAGUCGGGGGUUUCAGUAUGUGUUUGCAGAGCUUACAAAUGCUGUAUUGGCACCUUGUCUUUCCCUUGAGCGUUGUGGGUUCUCCAUAUAAGGGUGUGUGUGCCUUCAAAGCCUCCCUGGAUUCUGCACUAUGUGUGUGUGUGUUUGUGUGUCUGUGUGUGGUUUUUAAUAGAUGUAGAGGAGAGCUGCACUAUGCCCAUGUAAGCACAGACUACAGUGGAGAAUCAAAGUCUGAGGACUGUGCAUUGGCACUCACAGACUGUAAACAUACAGAUGAGAGGUAUAGGGCAGCUGGAGACUUGAACUUUAACGAACUACGCCCAAAACGAUCAAAGAUUAACUUCAGUUUACAACGAGAUUUUAAACUUUGAUUCAUGAAAUGACAACAGAUGAAAUUCAGGUGACACGUUAGAUUGAGGAUCACAUAUAGGCAAUCAAUCAGUGUCUUAUUAGCAGGUAUAUAAGCAGCAUAGUAACCUUAAUUUACUCAUUAUAAAGCACCUAUUAACACCUCCUUCUGCACACCAUGUUCUCCCUUAAUGAAUAACCACUGCUUAUACAAUGCAACGAAGGAGUUCUCGCACAUUUGUUACCAUCUUAAUAUUCUUUGGUGGCGGCAAUAAAGAGACUUACAUUUGUCCAAAACUCAGCCGCUGGACUUCUGACAGACACGCCCAAAUCUGCUCACAUUCACCCGUCUUACCGCAUCUUCAUUGGCUACGGGUCAAUUUUCAUGGUCAGGCGCUGCAUGGUCAGGCCCCCCAGUACAUCACUGAUUUGUUGUGUCCCUACUCCCCAGGCUGCACCUUUCGGUCGUCAGACCAGAACCUCCUAAUAGUGCCGAAGACUUGUUUUAAAACUUGGGGAGACUGGGCUUUUAAGACUGUAGCCCCCAGACUCUGGAACGAUCUGCCCCUCUCCCUUCAUUUGAUCGACUAAGUUGAUGCAUUAAAAAAGCAGUUGAAGACUCUUUUAUUUAGACAAGCUUUUAAUAAACAGGGUUUUGUUUGUCUCUUUUACUUAUCUUUUAUAUCUGCACUUAUUUCCAUACCUACCUGCACUGUAUUCGUAUUUGUGUAUAUGUACUUAUCUUUUGUACCGUUUAUGUUUAUCUAAUUGCACUUUUUUAAUGUAAAGCACUUUGUCAUUUGUAUCUGUGAAAAGUGCUCUAUAAAUAAACUUUACUUACAUACCUACUUACUUACUUUGCUCAGUAAAGGCUAAUAAGAGAUUAUACCACCCUUACCAAGCAUAAGGUAGUUAAUAAUCUAAAAUACCAAACUUACUGUUGUAAAUCACAAGUGUAGUGUAAGCACAGACCAUGCCAAAAAACAAAUAUAAUGGACUGGAGAUUAUUUCAUUGUUUUUUUUCAAGGCAUGCUUGAACCAUGAAACCCUCGCCCUCAUGGUCACAAUUAUAAGUUCUCCAUCCCAGAUAUUUUUUCUCAUUACAUUGGCAGUGAAUUUAAGGUCGUUCUGAGGUUUUAGGUGGUAUGCAUGUAUUUGAAUUUGAUUUUGAGCUGCUGCUGCGAUGGUGGACCGGUCUGAGCUCUCUGCGUUGGUUGUUUAUGUGCCUUUUUCCCUGAAAACCAAACAUCUGCACACAGCGACUGCUUGAACAUUUUAAUGGGUCUGAGGGCAGAGGAGAGGCCUUUUUACAACCAGUUAUGUAACAUAUUGCUGUUGGUCAUGUGACCUUAAUUAUACCUUUGUAUGCAGUUUUUACGCUGUUGUUAAAUGACUUUGGCAAGAUUAUUCAUCCAUGUGUUGUGAUUCAAUAACUCAUUCAUUGAAUUUUGUUGUGGUUGUCAGAGUUUAUAUGCUUCAGAUUAUUUAUGCGGUAUGCAUGUGUCAGUCUCUUGUCUUUAACUAGAACUUUCUCUAUCAGCUGACCUUCCUCUUGACCGUCCAUACCCUCCAGGCUUCUUUAUCUCUGAGGUUAUUUUUACAUGAACACUGCAUCAGCUGCCGACUGUGCGACAUAUACAGUAAAGCCUCCUUCAUACCGGGCGUACAUGCACAAAUGUUUAAUCUCAGGAUACCUGCGCACUCCUCCAGCUCUUUCCUGUCCAAACAGAGCCUGUAUUGUUUUAAUGAAGCUGACCUGACCUGUGAUUUCUCAUGUCGUGUUUCCUUUUUCGCCCUCUCUGUUUGCCAGGAUGUGGAGAAGGAGCGAGAGCUGCGGACCGAGUUCAGCAGAGAAGAGAUCAGGCAGAGGGUCGAGCUGUACAACUCGGUGACCAAAGACCACCUGAAAAUGACGCUUGUGAGUGGACCACACACACCGAACUGUUUCCCGUCUUUGAGAACAUUAAUGCAGCCAAGUCUGAGCCAAACACAUGCGCACACACUGCCUUAGUUGGUCAAUUGCAUCUACUUUGAAGAUUUGUACCUUUAUUGAGAGGAUAGGAUAGAAAAUAGAGCAGGAAACUGGCUGAGAGAGUGGGGAAUGGAGGGCUGUAGCUUUGAAUGUUGGGUGUUUGAUGUGAUAAUAACUUGGCCGAACCAGCUCUCCUUAAUCAAUCACUCAGCCAUUCCUUAUUGAUAUAGAAUCCAAUCACAACAAAUGCUAUCUCAAGAUGCUUCACAAUAAGGGCAGGUCUAGACCACAUUCUUUAUUAUAUUCACAGGAAGACCAAAGAUGGGUUAGGAUUGAGUCCCAACCAUAGACUGUAUAUAGAAUGGACGCCGUCUGCCUCCUCGCUGGGUGACGCCACCGCGAGAACAGCACCCUCUGGUGACGGGCUGCAGUAUAGGUCAUAAAUCCCGCCUCCUCCAGCAAUCCCUAUGGAUUUGUGGACAAACUUGAUAAAUGUAUUACACAGAAUAUACAUUUUUCUCCCCCCUGCUUGUGAUGUUGACAUGUAGUCACAGUCUGACUGGUUUGUGCUCAAGUCCUCUUUUUUCUGUACAGCUUCAUUUUUAAAAGUUAUUAGGAGGUUCAUGUUUUCUUUGAUUGACACGUGAUACAGCCUAUGGGCAUACGAAGAUUGCGUAGCUCACCCGGGGGAUAUGCUGUUUGAGCCGAGCGUCAUCACAGCGACUCUCGACGACUCUCCCGCCAAAUGCGUACAAUGCUACUGCGCAAUGUUGGUUUCAGGAAAUGAAGAACAAUCACAGAAAUACAGAGAGCUUUUCGGCUACAAAUCCAUAUACUGGCGGAAGGCGGAACCAAGUUGUCCAUAGUAUAUACAGUCUAUGGUCCCAAUCGUAAGAUCAGACCCACUCCCAUCCUCAUCCACAUGAGUUAGCAAGUUACAAUGGAGAGGAAAGACUUCCUUUUAACAGGCAGAAACCCUGAGCAGAACCAGACUUGUGUUGAGACUGUGUUGGGUUUAAAGACAUAAAUGUGGGAUCACAGAGUCUUUGGUCGGUGAUUUUUAAGUGUGGCUACAGCCAGCAGAGCUAGCACCACCAGCCUUUGGUCCUCCUUAAAAGUUAACCUUUAUAUGUUUGUGCUUACAUCUGUGUAUUUUUGCCACUUUAUCAACAGGCAGAUUUAAAAUGUGCUCAACUUGAAAUGACAUGUAUGAAAUGGUCACCUGUGGCGUUUUAUUUGUCGUAGAGAAUCGACCACUUUUGCUUUUCGGUUUCGACUUACCAGAAUAUUUAACACACCCUAGUAACAAGUGAGGAAGCAGGGUAGUAAUACAAACACACCACGUGUGAAGUCAAAACAUGCAUAAACCUUGACCUGUGAGGUCUGCUGGUGUUUGAAUAUCCUCGCCGCCUCUCUCAUCUCCGGCUCCCAGCAUUCCUCAGCAGUCAGAUCACAGUGAUGUGAUGUUAUUCCUGCUAUUGUUCUCCCCCACACUGUUUUCCUUGGCAGCCUGACACUUGUCUGAAAAUGUGUUCAACCCACGAGACUCAGUAAAAGUAUGUUAAAUCCAGUCAAAAUGAAACGCUUCAGGUAAAGCUGAAGCUCUGGUUUGUCAUCCCCAGGAAAGCAGAUCUUGUAAAACUGAGAGGAAUCAUUUGAAAAAGGGUUUUGUUUUUAGCAAAGAAACAGUCCAGUUAUAAUUGUGAAACCUGCUUUGCUGAAUGUUUAUCAUGAGAAAUGACUCUAAUGGUAUGUAAAGUUUGCAGACUUGUUCCUUUUAUCCUUUCUUAUCUUUCGCUCCGUCGUUCUGAUCAUCUUAUCUCUCCAUCUGUGACGGCACAGGUUUCUCUUUGUCCCUUUAUGCCGAUCUCGUUUGACCACUUAAACACCUUCCCACACAUCCGCCCACACGCACACACUCGCACGGAGCAAUGAGAUUAAGAUGCUCUCCCUCUGUCUGGGGCCAUCUGUCCACACUGGGACACACUGGGCUUACUGGUUGAGCUGGUGUCUUCUGGAGAGAUCAUAUAGCACUCCCUGCAUAUGAAACUUUAGGAAACCUGAGUAAAACCUUCAGUGGCGAACCCCACAUAACUACUCUUUCUUUCCUUUUCUUUUUUCCCAGAAUCCCACUGGUGUAUACACUGGUUUCAUCAAGGUACAGAUGGAUUUAAGGAGACCUGUGACGGUGCGUGGGGGUCAGAGAGGAGAGGAGGCCUUCUAUCUGCCCAGAGGAGUCAUCAACACCCUCCAUAUCAGCUCCAGUAACACAGUUAGACAGGUGGCUAACACACACACACACACACACACACGGGUCAACACAACUUAAUUAGGAUCUGAUGACAUAUAGGUUGAAGUCAUGGAUCAACAAGUGUGGACAGAUGUUGGGGUUACUUUAGAAAGUGGAUCAGUUUCAGUGAGUUUUUUGUGUGUUUUCUGACAUUAUUUUUUAAUUAAGCUGAAGUAGGGCUGGGCGAUACGGGAAAAGUUAAUCACGAUAUAUUUUUUCAUAUCAGUCAAUAUCGAUAUAUAUCAUGAUAAAAAAAAGAAAUGUAACAGUGCUUAUUGGUAGCAUGUCUUUUUCAAUACUGUUUUGUCGUAAGGUGUUGUACUAUAGAAAGCGGACUGAAUGGUCGGCUGCACAGGCGUCAUAGGCUCCUUGCUUUUGCAUUGUGCGUGCUCUGCCACGUGGCACUGCUUCAGGUGGUGAAAAAGAUUUGAGGUAUUCUCCGACUUUGCGAGAACAUGUACCCGACAUAACUUGCAGUGCACAUUACUCUGCUCCAUCGACAUUUUCAUGUCAGUGUUUUCGAGGAUAUCAUCAUCUGUUGAGGGUUCAUCUGCAUUUCUGCCGGGGGGUAGCACUCAUUUUCUUUUUUUCUCACUGACAGUGCUGUUGGCUUCACCUGUUAAAGUGCUAUGGUUGCGUGUAGCUGCAGUCUGCUACUACACAGUUGUUUGCUACUUGGUUCUAAUUCCGCACGAUUGGUUCAGUGCGAAGUGGACUCGGAGCAACUCCCCUUUCAUUGGCUAUUUGUGUUGUCUACCAAAACAUGGCAGAAUGCCGACUAAUGAAAAGCAUAUUGGCCUUGAUUUAUAUUGAUAUUGAAGGAAAUUAAUUUUCAAUAUCUACCUUUAUCUCUUUAUCACCCAGCCCUAAGAUGAAGUGAUUCUGGAUUUCAGAUGUCCUUUAUAAUCAUGAACCAGCUUUCAUUGUUCAAGUAGUCGAGAAAAAAGGAGUUUUGUUUAUGUCAGAGAAAUAUCAUGAACAACGACGUCCAUAAAAACGGCAAAUGAAAGACCAUGAAGACACCGUUUGUGAGAAAUCAGACACUGUUAGAUAGUAAAAGAUUAGACUAUAUCUUUAUAUGAUAUAUUUGCCCUUACAUAAAUGCAUGAUGACGUUGUCUAUAAAGCACGGGCUGAGCACUGAAGUGGUCACCACAAGCUAAACUAACAGUGAGUGAUCCCAAUAAGCUGUGCAGACUGAGUAUAAGAAUAAUUCAUCUAUAAUGUAAUGGAAUAUUGUGCAGUAAUGAGGAGGUCAUUACUGCUGUAAUAAACAACUAAAUGAAGCUCAUAAUGAAACAAAAACAUGACACCAAACUUUGGCUUCUGGUACAAGUCAUAGGACUUUUGAAUGUUGUCAAACUUCUUGAUUUUUAUCACUCAUUUAUAAAUAUUUGAAUGUUUUUUUUUCUUUUGUGUGUCUGUGCGUCAUCAGGUGAUCAUCGCUCUGCUGAACAAGUUCACAGUCGCAGAUAACCCGGCCAAAUAUGCUCUCUACAAACGCUACCGCAGGGAGGAGCAGGGUAAGACUGAGCCCAACGACUGUGUGUGUGUGUGUGUGUGUGUGUGUGUGUGUGUGUGUGUGAGUGAGUGUGAGUGAAAGAGAGAGUGUGAGUGAGACAGUAAAAGCGACAGUGCUGGAGUCUGUGUUUCAUGCCACUCAUGCCAAGCUCAGAGUCAGAUGCUUCAGCACUGACACAGUGGCGACUCGGGUGUGUAUUUGUGUGUGUGUGUGUGUGUGAAGGGCGUGUGUAUUUCUGAAUGCCUCGCCCUUGUUAGAUGCUGCAGGACUUGCCCCACUAUCAGCAGCUCCCCAGAAAUACACACACACACAAACACACACACAUACUAAGAAUCAACAGCUGCUGCAGGGUAGUACUAGUGGGGUAUCAAAUAUUAUCUUUCAGCUCUCUUAGCACCUCCAAACAAGGAAAAAGAGCAACUUUACAAGCUUUGAACUGUAAAAAAAACAUGCCUUGAAGUCACUCGUGAAUUUAUUGAAUUUGUGUGACUUGUUUUUAUAAGUCUGUGAAACAUUUUGCAACAAAACUUUUACAGAGUUUUUGGUUGUUUUCCCCCCUCGGAGGCAGAGAGCGUGCUACUGCUGUCAUCUAAGCUUGUAUCCUGGUUUCACCUCUUUAAUAGAGAGAUACAGAGAGACUGUCUGCUAAUAAAAGACAGUCUAGACACAAGAAGUCAGUAAUAGACUCAAUUGUACAUGAGCUCAAACAUGUAUAUAUAUUAAAACUUCAGUUGUUUUUGAAGUUUUUAUUCAAGCCACUAAAAGACGUCAUUGCGUUCUGGUGCUGCUCUUUAAUCUUGAAUGAAACUGGCGUAAAAAUGCAGACGAGUGACCUUCGCUUUCAGGAACAGACUUAGUGACUCCUGUUGAAGUCUGUCUGCCCGAGAGAGAGAGAGAGAAGAAAAGAAGCACUAAAAAUAAUCUGUUUGCUCUAAAACCUGUUUGAGUUCAGUGUAGUGUCUCAGGUCUCUAAAACGGGCGGUUCAACAUUGUGUUUAUUAGUUUGUUUGUUUUUUGUUGCUCUAAUGUAAAUAAGUUGAGUUAAAGUACAACAAAGUACAAAAAAGUUUGAACACAGCCUAAAAUAUUGUAAAAAAUAUAUAUUUUGAUGGGUUGCAAAAAAUUUUAACCCCAAAGUUAACUAAAAAUGAUGCAAUAAUUACAUGUCAUAUCAUGAAACAGAAAUAUUGGAUUGAUUUGGGGAAAAUUAGCUCAUUUUAAAUUUGAAGAAAGUGUAGAAAAAGACAACAAAACUCUUAAAAAGUUGUGUAAACAUCUGGUGAAAGAUCAGGAUUAGCAUCCCAGAGAGGCUGGUUCUCUCAGAGGUAAAGAUAGGAAGAGGUUCACCACUCUGUGAGAGACAGCGUGAGCAAGCAUCCAACAUUCAGCAAAUAAUUUGGGGACUUCAUCAUCUCCAGUAUCAAAAAUCAUUUGAAAAUUCUGUACAAAAGGGACAGAGCAGAACUAAAACUCAAAACAGACAUGACUCUGUAGUGGAGGUCACUGCAUGAGCUUCAAAAUCACUUCUAAAAAACCAACUGUCUGUGACGCUGUGCCCUAGAUGCUUUUGAAAGUUAAGAAGAGGCAUCUCAAGUCUACCAGAAUCAAUCAAGAUCAGCACAUUUCAUAGAGAAACAAGGGAUUCUGAAGAGUAACUUCGGCUGUCACAAGAAGGUUUUAGCAUCAGAAAUGUUCUGGAGUUACUAAAAUUGAAGUCCGAACACAGUAAAAGUGCAGGUCACUGUAAGUUCAGUCUAACAAUAAGGAUCUCUAUCUUUAACUCUGUUUUUGUAAAUUACUGUGGUCCUUAAUGUGCCGCACCCAUCCUUUUAUCCUCAGCCAUCCCUGUUUAUAUGUACACACACACACAUGCACGCACACAUGGUACAAAGCUUUACUGCUCCAACCACAGUCAUGCCCGCACGCGGCUUGAAGUAACACACAGACUGUGACACAUAAAUUAAUGCGUCUGUUUUUUUGUGUGUGUGCGUGCUCCCUGCAGUGUAUGUGUGCAAGCUGGCGGAUGGCGAGCAGCCGUUGUUCCUUCGCCUGGUAGCGGGACCUGACACGGACACGCUCAGCUUUGUACUGAGAGAACAACAGACUGGAGAAGUCAUGGUAACUUCACAUCCUCCUCCUCUAACUGUGUCUUUAAAUGUUUAAUUUAAAUGUUUAUCUCUAAUCCUCCUGAUCCUGGUCCUCUUAAUUUUCUUCAUCCCUCUGUACUCUUGGACUUUAUUUCCCUCUAAAUUGAUCUCAACCUUGAUUUUCUUUUCUCAAAAUCCCCUAAAUGCUUAAAAAACCCGUUAAUAUUCUGUGAAAUAAUACACACGGAUCCCAAAAUACAAGAAAAAAUCGAUAAAAUGCUAAAUUAAAUCAUAAAGUAGAAUUAAUAAAAUCACAAAACACAAAAAAAUCCAAAAAUGGUGCAGUGAUUUUUUUGUUUUUUGAAGUUGGAUUUUGAGAAAUGUUUUUGCGUUUUAUGAGAUUUUUUUUUUUUGCAUUCAGUGACACAUUUUAGGUCGUCGAUUUCGAGGCUUGCUCGUCUUUCCUCCUGACCUACUUUCACUUUCCUUCUCCCCUCGACUAUUUCUGUUUUGUCUUGGAAAAACCGCAACGACAGCGGCAUAAACAUGAUACAAAAAAACAAUAGCAACCGCUUUUAUUUUUAUCAAGGUUUUGAUUAGGGGGGAAAAGAGGAAGUACCGCUCUUCCUGAGCAAUCAAGAGAAAAAGAGUUAUAACAACUAUCAUAAAUAAACAAAUACUUGAUUUUAUUUAAAAAGAAAAAGAAAACAGGUGAAUAAAGAGUUAAGGAUUGUUUCUUGUUCUCUUUUUCAGUGGGACGCCUUCUCCAUCCCCGAACUGCGUAAUUUCCUGAGGAUCCUCGACAAAGAGGAAGAGGAGCAGAGGGACGCAGUGACCCGCCGCUACGAGGCUUACCGCCAGAGACUGCAGGACGCACUGAGAGAGGUCAGAGGGCCUUCUUAG